UUGAACCACCUUCAGACUUGAGAUUUAAGAUUUUAAAUGAGAACACUGUACAAAUGACAUGGAAUGUGCCACUAACACCAAUAGAGGGAUUCAAGAUACAAGUGGCCUCAGACACAGGUGGGUGGUCUGUUUUGCUGCAGCCCAUCUCUCUCAACUUCACUACCUUUACUGCAACAUUACCUGUGUAGUUUACAACAAGCAAUCACAGCCAUUGACACGACAAAACACCUACAUUUCCUGUUUUCACCAAUUCAUUAUGGGAUCCACAUAUUAAACAUUUCAUGCACUCAAUGCCUAAGAUUGUUAAGGCAUAAAUUGCUUUAUUUUGAGAUUCAGAAUUGUUAAUUUCCCUAACCCUUAAUUCCUAACUUGGUACUGUAUUAUUUCCAUAGACGAACCAACAAAAUAUGUAUCCCUCCCCGCCACUGCCACUAAGACCUCCAUCACAGAUCUGACUCCAGACAUGGACUAUGUAGUAACAAUCAUCACAUACUCUGGAUCAGAGGAAAGUUUGCCCAUCUCAGGACAGCUCACAAGUGAGUCACUUACUAUCACAUCUUAUGUAGACUAUACUGGUGAAUGAAGUGAGUCACUUACGGUCACAGCCACUUGUUUAGUCUACUGGUGAUUGAUUCAGACUAGAGAGAGGAAUGACACUGAAUUACUGCAUGGCCCUUAUCACAGAGGCUGCGUCCCAAAUGACACCCUAUUCCCUACACAGUGCACCAUUUUUUAGCAGAGCCCUAUGGGCCCUGGUCAAAAGUAGUGCACUUUAUAUUGAAUAGGGUGCCAUUUGGGACGCAGCCCCGCCCCCAGCCUCUUAUUUCAAAUCAAAUUAUAUGUGUCCCAUCCGCCGAAUAAAACAAGUGUUGACUUUACCGUGAAAUGUUUACUUACGAGCCCUUUCCCAACAAUGCAGUUAAAAAGUAAGAAAAUGAACAAAGAUAAAAAGAAAAUAUGAACACAAUAAAAUAACAAUAACGAGGCUAUAUGCAGGCUAAAUACAAGGAGUACUAGUACCAAGUUAGUGUACUAGGGUACGAGGUAGUUGGGGUGAUUGAUUGAGGUAAUAUGUACAUGUAGGUUUGGUUAGGGGAUUGAUUGACAGGUAGGUAGGGGGUAAAAAGCAGAAAGUCCAGGUAGCCGUUUAAUUAACUGUUCAGCAGUCUUAUGGCUUUGGGGUAGAAGCUGUUCAGGAGUCUUUUGGUCCCAGACAUGGCGCUCCGGUACCACUUGUCGUAAAGUAGCAGAGAGAACAGAUCGUGACUUGAUUGGCUGGAGUCUUUGACAAUUUCUAGGGCUUUCCUCUGACACCGCCUGGUAUAGUGGUCCUGGAUGGCAGGGAGCUCGGCCCCAGUGAUGUACUGGGCCGUACGCACUACCCUCUGUAGCGCCUUGCGGUCGGAUCCUCUCAAUGGUGCAACUGUAUAACUUUUUGAGGAUUUAGUCUACUGGUGAAUGAUUCCAAAUGUAUAGAAAGAGGAAUGAAAAUGCAUGGCCCUAACACAGAGGCAACCCCCCUCACAAGUCUAACAGUGAUGAAAGUAUGCUGUAAUGUAAUAUGAACUGCUUGGUGGGGAAGCCUCUUUGGCAUCGGUCCUUAGAUCUGAUGCUAUAGUCCUAAGCAGCCCAGUCCGGGUCUUUAGAGAUUACUGUGAAAACUGCCGGAACUAAUUGCAUCAGUCCAUUAUAAUUUGGGAGCUGGCUUCGCCUGUCUGCUCGUUGUGACCGCUAGUGGAUUUGAUCUUAUUAGAGACAACCUCAUCAAAUAUAUACACAAAGUAUAUCUUUAUGUAUAAAUUCUGGAAUGUUUAGUCACAUCUUUUUCACAUGCUACUAGUUGAUUCUUUCACAUUAAGGUGUUGUGGGUAAGGUUAAAUAUAUUUAUUAGUUUUUUUGACUCACAUUGUUUUUUGUCUCAUUGCUUGUGUUUCAGUCCAAUCAAGUGGCACAGCGCAAGGAGGUCCCAGGAAACCACAGGUCACAGAUUCAGUCAGUAAGUCUAUUGCCUCAUUGGCAUUUUCUUUUCUGAGAAUAAACAGUUAACAACAUUUUCCAGUUUGUUCAUAGGCUAUAGUAUUUUUUCUCUCUCUUAUUGUGCCUGGGCUCUUUCCAUUCGUGUGUAGUCAACAGCACAGUAGAGGGAGUUUCCACAUAUUAUUCUGUUCAAUGCCCCAUUGUAUAGCCAAAUCAGUUUUUUUUACUAUAUAAAUCUCGAAAAUAUUGAUAAUUAUAUUGCUAAGCUGCCUGUCAUAGUCAGGCUGUCAAUCAUGCCAAGUAAAGAAGUUUGCACAUGCUCAGUGUGGGGGUCAGGGGUGUGGAGCUAACACCUGUGUCAGGGGGCAGGACCUCUGGUGCUGGAGCUGAAGAGUAUAGCCUGCCCGGCUCUGAGACAGCAAGGCUGAGAGAAGUGGAAACCAUUACAGAUACAGCUCUUUACAAGAGCACUGUGGCCUCCCCCAGAUGAUGCAUGUUUACUGCUGCUUGGGAAAACCUCUCAGACGUUAUUCCUAUCCAGAAGGCAGACCUGGAAAAUACCCUCCAGGUGACCCCCUGGACCAAAGCUAUUCACUCACUGUACCUUCACUGUACCUUGCGUUGUGUUCCCAAAGACUGUAUUCACUAUGAGGGCUUAUAUCUCAAAGUAGCACCCUAAUAGUUUGUAUAACCACUUGAGCUGGAUGUGGCUGCUGAUUUCAGGCACACAACUGGUCAUAACCCACUAUAAGGGUGAGGAUGGUGAAUGCCCUCCAGCCUGUCAAAUAAAAGUCUUGAUGAAUAGCCUGAUGAAUACAGUGCUGAUUUUGUGAUGAUUUUGGUAGUGACAAUGGUAUUCUGUCAAAAGGGAUGGCAAUAACAUCAACAUUUUCAUUGCAUUCUUUCAUUAUCACCUUAGGGUCCUAUCUGAGCAUUUGCAUUUGCCAAUAAGAAAUAUGAAUUGAUAUUCCAUAGUUCCUGUCUAGUAUACGAGUGUUAAGAGGGUCGUUUUCUUUGUUUUCUUCAUACAAUAACGUUUAAACGCUGGACCAAAGUUUGCACCUGGAGGCUGCUUUCACUCUUCACUGUAUAUAUUUGCCCAACAGUACUCUUCACAUUGUUUUCUUUGGUCAAUGAUACGGCUAUCUGGGACUUGUAAAGAUAUGGAAACAGGACAUGCUUCUCUCUACAAAAUUUGACUUCAGGUCAAGUAAUUUGCCUCUCCCAUUUUUCCAGUGUAUGCUACUUUUUUCAUUUUCUUUUUUCUCUCCUUCUCUCCUCUCCUCUACCACUCCUUCUCCCCCAGAGUGUUCAUUCAGUGCCAUCGCAGAUUUGGUGUUCCUAGUUGAUGGUUCAUGGAGCGUUGGAAGAGACUUUAAAUACAUCCGUAACUUCAUCUCUGCCAUGGCGGGGGCCUUUGAGAUUGGGGAGGACAAGACCAGGGUGGGCGUGGUCCAGUACAGCACUGAUACCAAGACAGAGUUUAACCUCAACCAGCACAUGAAAUUGGGCGAACUCCUCAGAGCCAUCAACACACUGCCUUACAAGGGUGGCAACACCAUGACAGGUACCUACCCAUCCCAUGUACAGUACCUGGCUAUACAAUACACAAUCAUAUCAUUAACAUAAUACUAACUGACAAAGCUGUAGUUCAUCAUUAACAACUCUCUGAGGUUGGUAGAGUGAAUCAAAUUAACAAUGUUAUAAGCAAAAGGGACGUCAUGCCACAUUGUUACAGGUGAGGCCAUGGACUAUUUGCUGAAAAACACAUUUACUGAGGCAAACGGUGCCAGGAAAGGCUUUCCCAAGGUGGCCAUGAUUAUCACAGACGGGAAGUCUCAAGACCCUGUGGAGAACAUCGCCAAGCAACUUAAGAACAUGGGGGUGGAGAUCUUCACCUUGGGUAUGUGACUACAGGCAACCUUUCUAUCAUCUAAUCCUGUUUAUGUCUUACUGAUACUGCUAAUCCUGUCUAUAUGUAUUCUAUAGUCAUGAGAGUAAGUUGAAGUAUUCAUAUCACAAAGUAAAGGAUCGUGAAACCUGCGAGUUAGAAUGGUAUUAAAUGGGUUUCACACAUUUUUUCCAUGUUGUCAUUCUUCCAACUGAAGUUAUGACAUGGCCUUUUGAAAAAUUAAUAUAUUCCGUAGUGAAUCCAGCUGGUUGUUCUUAAAAGUGGAAAAGAAGGAAAGACCUCCUGCUUCAUUUCAUAUCUUUAUAGAUCACUUGUUUUAUUCAGUAUAAGCUCUCAAACCUGAGAAACUAUGCAGCAAUUAAUUCCUACAUUCGGAAUCAUUUUCAUGUGCCGCCAUUGACUUUAACAAGGAGUGUUGGGGUUUUAUUGGUUUUGACUCUUAACUAUGAAUGAGUAAACCUGAAACUGUCGGGAGAUCAGAAUUACAAUGGUGAUAUGGAAAAUUUCCCCCAGUUUUUAUAAGAGACCGUAUAUAUUUUACAAAACUUUUUUGCUAUUUGUCCAAUUUAGGGAUCAAAGGAGCAGAUGAGGACGAGCUAAAACAAAUGGCUUCAACCCCCUACAGGACCCAUGUCUAUAACGUCCUCAACUUUGACCUUAUCAAAAAUGUGCAGAAAGAGCUCAUUACCCAUGUGUGCUCGGGGGUGGACGAUCAACUCAACUCGCUCGUCAGUGGAGAGGAAGGUAAAAUGCAGUUUUACGACUCAAAUGUUGGAAGUUGUUGUGGCAUGGAUAACUUUGAAGAAAUGAUUAGAGAUGCAUGAAUUAAUGGGGGUUGAUCAACACAUUUCCAGCUGGGGAGAGGAGGAUAAUUUCCUAACAAACUCCUGUCGUGAUUUCUUUGUUGGGGUUGUUUAUUUACAGUUAUUGAACCAGCAUCAAACCUCAGAGUCAUGGAGGUGGCCUCCAAGUCUAUGAGGGUGACGUGGGAUGCUUCCUUUGGAGAUGUGUCAGGUUACAAGCUCCAGCUGAUCCCCAUGAUGGCCGGCAGCAAGCGUCAGGAGCUGUACGUAGGCGCCAGCCAGACCUCAGUGACGAUUACGGGCCUGUCUCCAGACACAGAGUACCAGAUCAGCCUGUUUGCCCUCAAGGGCCUGACCCCCAGUGAGCCCAUCAUGGCCAUGGAGAAGACUGAGCCAGUCAAAGUGUCCCUUGGUGAGUAUACUCUACAACAAUAUCUUAAAGUCAUGCUGUAUGUCAGUCAUUGUUAUAAUCAUUCAGUGUCUGAUUUUGUCAUUACAUGACAGAUGUUUUUGUGUCCUCUUCUAGAAUGUUCUCUUGGAGUAGACGUGCAAGCCGAUGUUGUCAUUCUGGUCGACGGCUCAUACAGUAUCGGACUGUCCAACUUCGCUAAAGUCAGAGCUUUCCUGGAGGUGCUGGUGAACUCAUUUGACAUCGGACCGGACAAGAUUCAGAUCAGCUUGGUUCAGUACAGUAGGGACGCGCACACUGAGUUCUACCUGAACACCCACCGUGACAUGAGCGCUGUGGUCAAUGCCGUCCGAACGUUCCCCUACCGCGGCGGCUCCACCAACACCGGAAGGGCCAUGACCUACGUCAGGGAGAAGAUCUUCUUGACCAACCGAGGAUCACGGCCGAACGUCCCCCGCAUCACUAUCCUCAUCACAGACGGGAAGUCAUCCGACUCCUUCAAGGACCCGGCCACCAAGCUGAAGAAAGCAGACGUGGAGAUCUUUGCCGUGGGUGUGAAGGACGCUGUGAGGUCCGAACUGGAAGCCAUUGCUACCGAGCCCGUGGAGACCCAUGUGUACACCGUGGAGGACUUUGACGCCUUCCAGAGGAUCUCCAACGAGCUCACCCAGUCCAUCUGCCUGAGGAUCGAGCAGGAGCUCCUCAACAUCAAGAAGAAAAGUGAGUAGUACCCUCUCUAUAUCUGCAUGAUGUAGUCAUUUCUGUUAGUCAGUAUACCCAGGCCAACUGUACUCAAGUGAAGCUAAUGGUUAAUAAUAAUAGUAAUUAGGUGGGUGCUUACAUUUGUCGUAUUUCACACAUGUACAGUUGAAGUCGGAAGUUUACAUACACUUAGGUUGGAGUCAUUAAAACUCGUUUUUCAACCACUCCACAAAUUUCUUGUUAACAAACUAUAGUUUUGGCAAGUCGGUUAGGACAUCUACUUUGUGCAUGACACAAUUAACUUUUACAACAAUUGUUUACAGACAGAUUAUUUCACUUAUAAUUCACUGUAUCACAAUUCCAGUGGGUCAAAAGUUUACAUACACUAAGUUUACUGUGCCUUUAAACAGCUUGGAAAAUUCCAGAAAAUGAUGUAAUGGCUGUAGAAGCUUCUGAUUGACUAAUUGACAUCAUUUGAGUCAAUAGGGAGUACCUGUGGAUGUAUUUCAAGCCCUAACUUCAAACUUAGUGCCUCUUUGCUUGACAUCAUGGGAAAAUCAAAAUAAAUCAGCCAAGAUCUCAGAAAAAAAUGUGUAGACCUCCACAAGUCUGGUUCAUCCUUGGGAGCAAUUUGCAAAUGCCUGAAGGUACCACGUUCAUCUGUACAAUCAAUAGUACGCAAGUAUAAACACCAUGGGACCACGCAGCCGUCAUACUGCUCAGGAAGGAGACGCGUUCUGUCUCCUAGAGAUCAACGUACUUUGGUGCGUAAAGUGCAAAUCAAUCCCAGAACAACAGCAAAGGACCUUGUGAAGAUGCUGGAGGAAACAGGUAAAAAAGUAUCCAUAUCCACAGUAAAACUAGUCCUAUAUCGACAUAACCUGAAAGGCCGCACAGCAAGGAAGAAGCCACUGCUCCAAAACCGCCAUAAAAAAGCCAGACUACGGUUUGCAACUGAACAUGGGGAAAAAUAUCGUACUUUUUGGAGAAUGUCCUCUGCUCUGAUGAAACAAAAAUAGAGCUGUUUGGCCAUAAUGACCAUUGUUAUGUUUGGAGGAAAAAGGGGGUUGCUUGCAAGCCGAAGAACACCAUCCCAACCAUGAAGCACGGGGUGGCAGCAUCAUGCUGUGGGGGUGCUUUGCUGUAGGAGGGACUGGUGCACUUCACAAAAUAGAUGGCAUCAUGAGAAAGGAAAAUUAUGUGGAUAUAUUGAAGCAACAUCUGAAGACAUCAGUCAGGAAGAUAAAGCUUGGUCGCAAAUGGGUCUUCCAAAUGGACAAUGACCCCAAGCAUACUUCCAAAGUUGUGGCAAAAUGGCUUAAGGACAACAAAGUCAAGGUAUUGGAGUGGCCAUCACAAAGCCCUGACCUCAAUCCUAUAGAAAAUGUGUGGGCAGAACUGAAAAGGCGUGUGCGAGCAAGGAGGCCUACAAACCUGACUCAGUUACACCAGCUCUGUCAGGAGGAAUUGGCCAAAAUUCACCCAACUUAUUGUGGGAAGUUUGUGGAAGGCUACCCGAAACAUUUGACCCAAGUUAAACAAUUUAAAGGCAAUGCUACCAAAUACUAAUGUGUAUGUAAACUUCUGACCCACUGGGAAUGUGAUGAAAGAAAUAAAAGCUUAAAUAAAUCAUUCUCUCUACUAUUAUUCUGAAAUAAAGUGGUGAUCCUAACUGACCUAAAACAGGGAAUUUUUACUAGGAUUAAAUGUCAGGAAUUGUGAAAAACUGAUUUUAAAUGUAUUUGGCUAAGAUGUAUGUAAACUUCCGACUUCAACUGUACAUGUGUGAAUUGGAAAUUCAUUUUUUGCAUCCCACUCCACCUGAGACACCCUCUGAGAGUGGGGUCUAAGCCAGCGAUCAGCCAUUAUUGACGGCGACCCUGGAGCAAUUAGGAUUAAGUGCCUUGCUCAAGGGCACAUCGACAUAUUUUUCACUUAGUCGGCUCUGGGAUUUAAACCAGCGACCUUUCGGCUACUGUCCCAACUCUCCUAACCGCUAGGCUACAGUAAGUAAAGGAAUUUCUUAGCCAAAUAGAAUGUCUUGCAAACAAGAAAUAUGGGGGACAUUUGUGUAUGCCAUAGAUUCUCAAUGGAGAUAAUGGCCCAGCACCCAGUAUUACCAAAGUCUAAGAUGAUAAUGGAAGUGUCUUAGAUAAAGUAUGUUUGCAAUACAAAAGUAAAUUCUAGCAUUCUUUGAUUUACAUAGUAAAAGUAAAUCCGGUACACUUCAAUUAGUAUGAUAUGUGAUAAAUUACAAUUCGUAUGAUAUGUUACGAAUUGCAAUUCUUACAAUAUGUUAUGAAUUUUCAAAACGUAUGAUAUGCUACGAAUUCCAAUUUUUUUGCUAGGCUAGGCGUUAGGGUUAAGGUUAGGUUAGCUAGCAUGCUAAGUAGUUGUAAAGUAGCUAAAAGUCAGCAAGUAGUUGCAAAGUUGCUAAUGAGCUAAAAUGUUAAAGUUGUUUGUGAUGAGAUUCGAACGCGCACAUUUUGGGUUGCUAGACGUUCGCGUUAUGCAACCACGCAUCCACCCCGAACAACCACCCUACACGUAAACUUCUGUCUUAUGUAACCAUACCAAACAUAACAUAUCGUACUCAAUUGAGUGUUCCGGAUUUACGUUGACUAUGUUACUUCAAGUCUAUGAGAUCAGGUUGAUGAUUCACACACCAAUAUAUUUACACUAGGGUGGGAUACACUUUAUAUAUCCAGAUGAGUGUGAAGCUAACAUCUGGCACAGUUACAUACAGCGCCAUAUGGCAGCAAGCAGUGAGCACAGUUUUCCGAUGUGUAACUUACAUCCGAAACAUUAGUCAGUUUUUACGUUUUUGAUUUCUUGAAUUUGAACAAAUAACCAUGUUUUGAAAUAUCAUACAGUAUACUUGGGUCAUUUGAUGAAUUGUGGCAUAAUUUUUCACCUUUUUAAAAUCUAGUCAAUCUAAUUCUGAUCAACUGCUUCUAUUUGAGAGAAUAACUCUUGAAAAUGACUCCACUCUACCUUGGCAUUGUUGGUCAAUGACCUGAGAAGUAGAAGAGAAAGUCCUACGAGUGUAUGCAAAAAAUGCUUGCAAUUACAUCUGUGUCACAAUACCCUUUUUCAAAGUUAUCAUCUUCUGUUUAGCAGAAGAUGUAAAACCUCUUGCUCUCUCAGGGCAGUAAGAUGACUUGCAUGUGGAAAUAUAAUACCAAAUAUUAGUCGCUCUGCAUUACAUGGCCGAAAGGUGUUAAUCUCUGCCAGUGUAUUGUGUAACUCACACAAGGUUUGAUUACUCAUGAUAUAUUCCUUAUAUAAUAUAUUAUGACAACAUAGAGUACUGUACACAUAGAAAACAAUACAUAGAUUUUCACUAAUGGAAUAGAGAUAAAGUUUGAGUAUUAUUGAGGUUCCGUCCCAAAUGGCACCUGAUUCCCUAUACAGUGCACUACUUUUGACCACCCUAUGGGUUGCAUAUAGGGAUGCUGGGAAUACGGUGCCACUUGGGACGCAUCCUGAGUGUUGUGACCUAAUGCGUAGUCAUCUGCCAUCGCCUCCAGGCUUACUCCCACCGAGGUCGUUAACCUUCUCUGAGGUGGCCGCCAGGAGCUUCAGAGCCACUUGGGACACCGAUGCCCUCAAUGUCCUGUCCUACCUGAUCCAGUUCAGACCGGCUGCUGACAUCAAUGGGGACUUUGUGUCCAUGUCCUUGCCCGGGGACACGCUCACCACUCUGCUGCCUCACCUCACGCCCGUCACCCGUUACGAAGUCAACGUCUUUGCCCAGUAUACCCAAGGAGACAGCUUCCCUCUGAAUGGAUUCGAGACCACACUAGAUGGUCAGUACCAUCAGACCAACAGAUAAAGAAUUUGAUGCCAAUGCCUUAUCUUCUGUUCUAAUAUUUGUAUGACCUCUAAAUUCCUUUUGACCUCUAACCCCACCAUCUUUGUUGCAGAACAAGGACCAGUGCGUAACCUGAGGGUUUCCGAGGAAAUGACAGAUAGUUUCCGGGUGUCGUGGGCGGCAGCGCCAGGGGCGGUGGUACGGUACCGUCUGACCUAUGUACCAGUCAGGGGCGACAGCACAACACUAGAGACAGCCACCGUCGGCGAUGAGACCACCAUCGUGCUGUCGGAGCUCUUCCCCUUAACAACGUACCGUGUGAUGGUGGCUGCAGAGUACCAGUCAGGCACUGGUGCUGAGAUGAAGAUCGAUGGCACCACCAAAGAAGGUGACUAGAUCUCUGCUUAUGUUACGGGCAUCACUGCGCUUGCUUAAUAGUAUAGCUUACAUCCCUGUCCCUCACUGUGCUCGAACUAGGCCUCCUCUUGCAAUCAAAGAUCACCGCCCGCUUGACAACGUCUUAGCCAAUUAUGCUAUAGGAAAGCUAUUUGAGACCUUUCAUGCUGGGGACUGAGGCUAGGAAUCAUACUCUCUUAUACCAUCCCUCCAGGGGUGUGAACUGAACAUGCCUGCCUUUUGUUUCUAACAAAGUGUUUAUUUUUUUUAACUUCAUGUUCUACUGAGCUAAUAUUCCAUCCAAAAUGACUGUGUCAUUAUAUUUUGGCGGGAAGACAUCACAAAGGGGUUGCAAUCUAAGGGGGGGAUUUUUUCGAUGCAUACCAAAGGUGUGUGUGUGUGGGAUAUGUGGUGAAAUAAUGCCCAGUAAUGCUGUAGUUUACAGCGCCGGAGCCAAAGGAGCAAGGGAGGCUGACAGAAAUAAACAAAAAGUUACUCCUAUUCACCACGGCAACCACAUUCUUCUCAGUGAUUAUUAGCUCUCAGAGCAGUUAGUGCCCGUGGACGUUCCAGCUCCUUUAAAUAAGGCAGCUGUUUAUUUCCAGAGCCAUGAAAUGGAUAGAACGUAUCCCAGCCUGUGCCUCUGGCUUUCACCACCCAGCUGUUUCAGAGAUGGAUUUAUGUUUUUUCCUCAAUCUUCUUUAAAAUGUUGCCCUUAUUGUGCUAUGUGCCUUUCCAAAAAUCUAAAGGUUUCUGUAAUUAUAUGACUUAAGAUUUGCAUUAAUGAAGACUUGUGGUCUUUCCAAUCUGUCUUGUGUAAUAACAGACUAUAAUCAUACUAUAUUGGACAGACACCUCAGUUAAUUGGUCAAAUGCCAUAGCCUACACUGUGCACAACGACUUCAACUUUGAUUGGCUCCUCAUUGACAGCAUAGCUUUUCCUGCCUCUUGUCUUUCAGCACUGGGAUCUCCACGUGACCUGCAGGUCUUUGACGAGACCGUGUCCACCAUGAAGCUGUCGUGGGCGGCGGCACCGGGCCGCGUCCUCCAGUACCGUAUCAAUUUCCGUCCUUCGGCGGGUGGCGAGAAGAAGGAGGUGUCGGUGAAGGGAGGGAACACCAACACCCUCCUGAAGAACCUGCAGCCUGGCACUGAGUACGAUCUGGCGGUCAGCGCACGCUACUCCUCUGGCCUAGGAGACCCUCUGGAGGGGAAAGGAACCACACUGGAAGGUAAAGCAGAGCGUUCCUAAAAUUGGUACAUUGGAGUGCAGCUAGAGUGGUGUUUGUGAGACAAGGGCGGAUCCCGAAAAACAGUUAUUCUCACAAAAACGUCUGUAAAGUCAGAACGGUUUGAACUACAAACUAUUAUGACCUCACUAUGAAAAGCUGAGACUCGAAUACGCUCUAUAUAAUGUUCACAAGCCACACAAAAGUCGUUAGAAGGUAAGGGGUUCUUCUACGAAGAUCAUAGGAAAUCCCAGGACAUAGUAUCUAUAAUACUGUAAUAAGCUCACAUAGUUGCUGUCACAAACUCCACAUAGUUGUCACUGACUAGCUGAAUAUUCAUUUCCAGAGAAUUUUUUUUGUUGUACUUUUAGCAUUCUUAUAAAUUCAUUUAUUUAUCAGGUUUUUGCUUGGCAGACCUUUUUUAAAAAUUGACAUUUGUCAAUAAAACUCAUGAAUGCAACUGUUGUGUUCUACUUGUAGCCCUGGUUGUCCUGAAAAUAAAAUAGUAUACAACUUCAAUGUGAGGUUAAAUAUGAGGGCAGAGCAAGCAGAUGAAUGAAGUAGUGAAUUUCAGCUUUUUCACUGUGCGAAUCCCUGGGACCAAUUGGGUUGGACAGACAGCAAUGAAAGAGAGAGACAGCUUUAGCGUCAGCCAUCUGGUUUUCCUAUAGCUGUUUUAGUCAGCUCAGCUCCAUCCCUCUGGAGGCUGGAGAUCAUGUUGUGUGCUUGUGUUGUGGCUGGCGGUCAAGCUGUUUGCCCCGGAGCGCUGCCACAAUAACACAGCUACUGUAUCCCACCUAGUGGUGCUCACCUAGUUCUUUACUAGCCACUGUGGCUCACCGUCAAUGGAAUGGACUUUGAAGUGGCAUCAGAGCUGACAUAAAGCAGAAUCACUAGGCUCUGUUAGACUGUUUUGCAACAGUCAUACAUGCAAUGCAGUAGGAAGGAACAAAAGAGGAGUCUUAUGCUGAGAACAUCUCAUCCCUUUUGUCUUUUCCACUUUGUCUUCCCUUUUACAUUAAUAAAACAACGCCAAGAGCUUGACGUUAGCCAGCCUUCCUUCUCCAGGCUUUGGACAGUGGUGCAUAUUUGACUGGACCUUGACUUGGUGCUGCUGGUGUGACUGGGAAUGGGCCAUGGUCCUAGAAUGUGUCUGAGCCUGUCAUGGAGGUUGGGCCGACUGGGAGAGGCCCGAGCCCCUGCCGGCCGACUUUCUUCUCUCCUGAGGGACGUGGAGGAGUCGCAGAGUCUCUGAGUUAGUUAGUUCGCUGACACAGCAUCUGGGACUCUCUCUGCUUUCACUCACACCGCCAAGCUGACACACACUGAACACUUUGUGCUGGGCUCCGCUGGAAGGCUAGGAACUCAACCACUGGGAAGAACCUAUGGUAUGUUUCAACCCUUAACUGAAAACAGUGGAAUUACUGGAUUUGGUGUGUUGGAAGUUCUCCCACUGUAACAAUGUUGUGUGAAUUCCUAAAACAAAACUGACCAAUAGUGAAAUAUUGUAGAAAGCACGUACUGUAAUGAACAAGUCAUUGAUGAAUACGUAUCUAGCUGCGCUAGGACCGAACAAGUCCUUAUAAACAGAGCGAAAUACAAUAAUUUUAGUCCCAGUGAGGUAGUGGGGAUUUGGAGUGAUGUUGAACAGGGGAGUCCAUGUUGUGAUUAUUUGUCAGGCCCUAUGCCUGGACACCCUUAAGGGGUAGUGGACCCACGCCCUGCUCAGGACUGCGUCCCAAAUGGCACCCUAGUGCACUAUAUAGGAAGUAGGGUGCCAUUUUGGCCGAACCCUAGGCCUGCCUAUGGGGUGGCCGUUUCUGUGGAGUGUCCAGUUUGGCCAGCAACACACUCCAGCACAGCUCUGGUCCCUAUUGGGGGAAAAUUACUUCUGACUUGGAGUUCACAUUCCUUUUAUUCUCACACUGAGGCGGUAAAUCGCCUGAGAAUACUGCACGUUUCCCCCCUCUAAUUGAAUCUUUCGAUGUGGUAGGAGGAGGACAGAGUAAUUGUAACAAAACAAAUGAAAGAGGAAAAGUGAUGAGAUAAUGAAUGUUAAAGACAGAGGAGGCAUAUGGAAAGUGUUACCUGUGAAAAUACUUCAAAGCUGUGUUGACGCUGGUCACCUCCAUACUGAGCACUCACCAUCCACUUUCAUCAGGGAGUGGUGAUGAUUAGGAGCCAAGACUGUGCCGGGAAUCAAAAAGAACCAAAGCGAAGCAUGGAAAUUAAAUCAACCACGAUCAUAAAGGAGGUUGCAGGCCAAGUCAAGAGGUGGUCUACUUUUACUGUGACUCAGGCUCUGUAGUUGUAUAGUUGUCUUCUUUUAGGAUAGAUAGCACCUUAGAAUCCCCCCUCUCAAUGAGCUGAACGGUUCCUCCCUCCCCUAUCUGGCAUUUGUCCGAGUUUAUAAAGGAUUCCAGCUGCUGUUGUCUGACCCUUAGGGAUGUCAUUAAGACAAACAUGCAGUGGGAAGACUGCACUUCAGGACCUGCACUCUCCCUUCUAUUGGACCAGGGUCUAAAGAACAUGAAAACAAGGUUCAGACUUCAAACAUAAAGCUACAGCUUGUUUUGACUGUGGUACUGAACUUUUAGGCUCUUUUGGCUUAAUAUCAGUGCUGGAUACAAAUGCACAGCAGAUUUCUCCGCCGGAUAGAGUUUUGUCUUGAGCGUAGGACAUUGCAAUGUGCUUGAUAUUUCAAGGCUAUUUAGAAUUUCAAAGGCCUGAACAAAAUCAAUCCCGCCUGAUGUUGGGCGGCUACGGUGAUUGCAGAUAAAGUAGAACAGUGUAUAUAUUUUGUUACGUUUCAACAAUUGAUUCAUUUGAGUGGCUUAACAUUGUUAUUAAAUGUUAUGCAGGCAGCCAUAUUCUGAAAAUAUUCUUUAGAGAGAAAUGGUAAGUAGUGUUUAAAAGAAAGAGAGAGGGAGUGAGCAUGUGUCAAAGCCUAGAGGAGUGGGUGUUGAAUUUACUGUGGUUUUGUUCAGUUUUGCCUCAUAAUGGGCUGUGGAAAAAUAGGGUUGAGUGGGUUUCAGGCCGGGCCGCUGAGCGCCAGAUUCCAUGCGAGAGCCGCCUGUGACUUGAUAUUUAGAAAACCUCCAGACUCCCUUCCAGACGUUGAAAAUGAGAGCUUGUCCACAGAUAAAAAAUGUCCAUGGAGAGGUCCCAGCUAAUGGCGGCUGCUGCUGCUGUUCCUCUGUGAUGGAGACGGAGAGCCUGCCCAUGUGGACUGAGGCAGGACAUGUCCAGUAAAAUUAAGGAAAUGAGAAUUUAGCCGGGACUGGAAUGGGUUACUUCAGAGGAAUAUUAUGUUUGAUAGAUUAUUUUUGGCGUGGCAGUUGGAAAGACUUUUCCUGAAAUCAGACACAGCUUACUUGUUGAUCUAUACAAUUAAACACAUGCUUAAAGUUAACAUCUCUCCCCCUACAAUUUUGUGUCUGAAAAAAGCCCCAAAUCUUUCUUUCCCCCCUGAAGUAUAACAGUACUUCCAUAUGUUUAUUUUUCAAUAUGAAAGAGGAAACAUGUUCACAUGUUGAGUUGAUGGGGAACCGGACGUUUGCAUUUAUCGGUUAGCUUGUUUGGCUUUAGUGGUAAGAUGAGAAAACAACUAAACGUAAAUGGUUUAAGUCAGAAUCUGCUCGAUGUACUUGUGGUGGCAUGGUCAGAUUGGUCACGUGUCUUACCAGUAAAUAUCCACCAGUAGUCCUUGCUCUGGGCUAUCCUAAAAUGAUUAAGAGAGUCUGUCUCGGAUCCACCACACUAUGAACCGAACAGAGUUUUUGAUGAUUGCAUGAAAAUGUCAUCUUGUAUCUGGAGAGUAAUACUGGCUGUGGUCCACUAUAAUCAGUUGACUGUGCAGUGGACUAUCCAUUACAAUCCCAAUAUGUCCAUUGGCAGAAAGUUAAGUAUUGUAUGUCUAAUGGCUACUCUCUGUUACAUUGUAGUUAUAUUGUUUAGUUGGAUCACUUGACCAGACAUUUUUCAUUAUUAUCAUAAACAGACAGACACUACUAUGCAAUGUUUUACCUCUAUUCAACUCAUGACCAAUGAGGAUGAGGGUGUGUUCAUUGGGCGCCAGUGGCACAGAGUGAUGCAAAAUGAAUGCGCCCAAUGUAACAAAUACAAUGGAGAUGCAGAUUGUCACCGCCAUUCACAAACCCCAGUCAUCUCUAAAGUCCCUAUAGACUGCAGGUUCUGUGCAGCAUAAGCUCCAUGUGUCUUAUUGCAGUAACAUGAGCCAUAUGCACAGGAAAUUAGUUUUGGUCUUGUUUAAUGAAACAAAUCUAUAUGUUAUGGUCAACAGGCUUCCCUUGUCUGCUUUAUCAGUUAGGAACGGUGGUGAGAUCACAAAACAUGACCAUACUCUACCAUAGACCCAUAGCUCCUGUCAGUGUCCUCCCUCCCUCCCUCCAUCCAUCCAUCCAUCCAUCCAUCCAGUAUGUGAAGCAUAUGUGCACUGUUGAGCUUUAGUCUAUUGGGAGUCUCUUAUCAGUCAGCCCAUAUGUGACAGGUCCAGUCGCAGUGAGAGGCAUGUUUGUAAUCCUAGGUAAGCCAUCUGAAAUGAAGGACAUCAGGGUUCAAACAGAACCCAGUACCGCAGGUACCUGGCUCCAUCUUUGAACCUCCGACUGAGUUGCUUCACAGAUUACUGUGUGGUCACUCUGUCUGAAGUUGGACCUCUUGAUGUCUCUCGGGACAGAUGUGUAUAUGUCUGCUGCUCUUAUGUCUUUAUAGAUGUGACUAGCUGUGCAACUAUGCUGUCCGCUGGGCACAGGUUUCAAUAUUUUCCAUUUUGAGUAAUCCAAUUGGCCAGAUGCAGUCAGACAAAAUGGAUGCUUAGAUACAGCUGGUGUGUGGGGAUUUGUCAAAGGCACUGAAUAUCUAUGUUGUUUGCAAAAGUGCAUAAUGUUUAUGGUUCUAAGCACCCUUUUUACUUGUUUACACAAGAGGAUUUAGAGUUGAGCAUGUUCUCUUCCUCUACUGAGAAGUGCAUAAGGGCCUAUCCAGAUAGUGUUGGAACGUUCAUUGACUAUCAAUAACCAACCACUGUAUCGUGUAUCCUCUCCCAAAUCCUCACCCAGAAAUCUGAUCCAUUUCCUCCGUGUUUGUUUCAGAACUGGGCUCCCCCAAGGACCUUGUCACCAGCGACGUGACUGACACCAGCUUUGCGGCAUCUUGGACGGCUGCCCUUGGGAACGUUAAGAUGUACAGGAUCCGCUGGAAGUCCUUGUACAGUGACGAGUCAGGGGAGAAGACGGUCCCUGGAGACGUCACCGACACUGUCCUGGAUGAUCUGACCCCUGAGACCCUCUACCAGGUGUCUGUCCUGGCCGCCUACGGCAGAGGAGAUGGAGACCCACUGACUGGACAGGAGACCACCGAUGGUAAGACUUAUUACACAUCAUCCUCCGUUCACUCUGUCUGUGGCCAGGGAAAGGUCUCAGUGUUAGACGUCAGAGGUGGACACAAUGGGUGCACCCCAAAUUGCACCCUGUUCCCCAUAUAGUGCACUACUUUUGACCAAGGCCCUUAUGGCUCUGGUCAAAAGUAGUGCACUAAGUAGGGAUAGGGUGUCAUUUGGGAUGCAUUCAAUGUCUCAUCACUGCUAGGGAUUACCAUAUUAAUGAGUCACUGAAGUGGUGUUAGUUGUGGAGGUUUGGAGGUAUCCAUGAAGCGUUUUGUAGAUCUGUAGAACAGUUUGAAACUCUUACUGGGCCAUCACAUUAAUUGUCAUACAAUGCCACUAUGCCAGUGCCAAGAUUAUGAGGGAAAGAAUUUAACAAAUUGAUAAAAUAUUAAAAUAUUCCAUUCCAGUGCUCAUCAUCGUCACUCUUUUGUCUUGGUGUUGGGUAUUUUGGAAAAAGUUCAUUUCUAAGACUCCCUUUUAAGCUGUGGUUUGCAGUGGAAAGCAGAGGUGGUGACAGUUAUUAUGCAUUAUGUGUUCUAGAAUCUAAGAUAACGUCACUUUUGUAGAGGGGAACAUGUGUCGGCGCAUGGUGUAAUGUGUCCUGUAUGCUGCCUGUUAGUGUGCCUGGGAGCAGUAUUUAGACACACUCUCAAAUCGACCACACAUCCCUCUAUCCUACACAUGGGAAAUCACAUUGAUGGAAAUGUCCUCAAACACUUGGGGAACCAGUGCGAUGGUUUGAUUAGACACUUGUAGAUAUGGAAAGCCAUUUAGUUUAUUGACUCUGGCAGGCCAAGUCAAGCAUAUUUUGAACAGAAAACAACCUUGAGACAUUCUCAGGAGACCUCACCUUUUCAUAUCCGUGCUUACCUCAUUACGCUCGCACAGCGGAACCAAUGGAUCUCCGGUAACAGGGUCACAGGUCCAUUCAGGUCAAUCAACACAUUGGGAAGUUGGAGGUCAUGUUUUGUUCCGCCAAUAACAAUCCUCCCAGUGAACGAAUGAAGGCUAGUGGUCUGACUUUUUUUCCUGGGAUCAUUAACUGUUUGGAGGAUUGCCUUUGGUUUGACUUCUUGCGUGCAGAAAUGGUGGAACGAAUACACCUUAUUACAUGGUCUAUGGAGCUUAUCUUCAUUCACAAUAGGGGAAAGGGAAAGUUAAAGGUCCAAUGCAGCUGUUUUUAUCGAAAUAUCAAUUCAUUUCUGGGUAUCAAUUAAGUACCUUACUGUGAUUGUUUUCAAUUAAAAAGGUAAAAAAUAAACAAAAAUAGCUUCUUAGCAAAGAGCAAUUUCUCAAGCAAGAAUUUUGCUAGGACUGUCUGGUAGCUGUCAGAGUGGGAGGGAUAUAUUACCUAUUGGCAGAGCGGUUUGAAACUCUCUUUGUUAUUGGUCUAUUGACUUAUACCGCCUGGUGAUGUUGCUAGGCAGUCCAAAACUCCAUACCACCAAAAUAGGCUGAAAUUUCAGGCGGACUUUUCAAACAGCUCUUACACUAAAAGGGCAUUAUCAUAAUUUUCACAAUUUCACAGUAUUAUUCCAACCUCAUAGUGUGGAAAUAUAUAUACAACACAGGAAAAUCAUGUUUUUGACUUCACUGGGCCUUUAACAUAAACAGAUUUGGGGAUAUGAGUCAAACUUUUUUUCUCAACAUCCUCCUCUCUGUCCUCAGUGUCUGCUGCUGCUAAGGCUCUGACUGUGUCCGAUGAGACAGAGCGAAGCAUGAAGGUAACGUGGAUGGCGGCACCGGGUAAAGUCAUCAACUACCGGGUGACGUACGCACCCACCGACGGCGGCAAAGAGAUGUUUGCCAAGGUUCCUGGCACCUCCACCUCCACUGUGCUGAAGCGACUGACGCCCAUGACCACUUAUGACAUCACGGUGCACCCCAUCUACAAGCGGGGAGAAGGAAAAGCAAGGCAAGGAGUAGGAACGACACGUACGUUGGUCCAUAAUUCAACCCCAUGAGAUGAGAAACAGUAGGGUGCAGUGGCAAACACUGUGGGAGUGGGGCAGGUGUCCUUUCACUAAGGACACCUCAGACACUUGGUUAAUACACACAUAUAAAGAUCUUACCACUAACUAACACAUGGCAUGACAUUGGGUUCUUAGACACUGGAAUGGCACCCUAUUCCCUUUGUAGUGCACUACUGUUGAUGGGUGCCCAUAUGGCUCUGGUCAAAAGUAGUACGCUAUAUAGGGCAUAGGAUGCCAUUUGGGACGCAUGCUGGGACUCAAGACUUGUAUUAUGGACUAAUGAGAAACUGACUGGAAUGUGGGUUGGCUGAUCUCAAUGAAAAAUGACUAGCUUUGCCAAAGAUGAAGUUACGAUCUUUCUUCAUGAGUUUGAACUGAUAUGUUUGCUCUGUUUGUCCUCUUGUAGUGUCACCCUACAAAGCUCCCAGAAACCUGAAGACCUCAGACCCCGGCAAGACCAGCUUCAGAGUCUCCUGGGACGCAGCCCCUGGAGAUGUGCGUGGCUACAAGGUCACAUUCCACCCCAGUGGCAAUGAUAUUGACCUGGGAGAGCUGCUGGUUGGGCCCUAUGACAACACUGUGGUGCUAGAGGAGCUCAGGUGAGAGACAGGAAGUUAUUAUCUUGUGUCUUGUGACAUUGGCUGCGUCCCAAAUAGCACCCUAUUCCAUAUAGUGCACUACUUUUGACGACAGUCAUUUGAGUCUCAUCUCUCCCUCUCAUCAGGGCCGGAACAAAGUACUCUGUAGCAGUGUUUGGAAUGUUUGAUGGAGGCCAUUCUGCUGCACUAGCUGGAGAGGAGAAGACUACCCUCUCCGAUGCACCUGAAGUCGCUUUGGAACCUUGGAACGGUAAAACCUUACAAUACCAUAACGUAACCGAAAAACAGACAUUUGUUGCAUCCUAAAGGGACACCUCAUUUCCUAGAUUUUGACCAGAGCUGUGCACUAUAUAGGGAAUAGGGCGCCAUAUGGGAUGCAGCCAUAGAACAACCACUCGGAUAGACACACAGACCAAACCACAGACACAGUGUCCCAGCCAUAGCCCAUCUCUGUUCCCAUCUGCAUUAGUAGAGCAGAGGAGCGGCUUUCCCACUGCGAGAAAUACAGUAUGACACUAAUUAUCCCAUUAUAGGGAAUUAUGUGUCUGUCUAAACUAAUCCACAUCACAAGCACAUUGGAAUAAAGCACCACAUUACACUGCCAUCGAUUCUAAUGAGUACUAAUCACUUAUAGCUGUUUGGCACCAAUGGCCUUUUUUCUGCCUCAUAUCAUAUUAAAGGCGCUUUCACAUAUCUCCUAAUGAUCUGGAUCCUGGAGCGUUUGGUACCCUGAUCCGCGCUUUAAAGCAUGUGUGAAACGCAAACGAACCCUGGCUGGAACUAAUCCUGGACCUGCGUGAGCAGCGGUUCUAAGAUCCAGGACCAGAGUACCAGGUACUGUGACGCGGCAGCGCGAGUCGGGUGGAACUUUUUUGCCCGUUAUAAACAAGCUAGCUCGCUAACGUCAUGUAGAAUGUGCGUCUUGCUAAUCGCGCCGAGAAACUAUUAUUUUCGUGUCUUGUGAAAGCAAAACAUAUUCUGUAGAAUUCUCACAAACGCUCCAGGAAACCGAACCAGGGUACCACAUUUCAUAUGGUACCAUACUUUUCAUACUUAUCACGCAUGGUGAUAAGUGAGACAUUAUGAUAUUUUUAGGAUUAACAUUAUGUGUGAUAUGUUUUGACCUCCAGUGUAUGAGUACUUACACUCCCCCCACAACCCCAAACGUUCAGCAUGCCAAACCUAUUUGUGUAUCUGUUGCCACAAACAAAUAUUGCCCAUUUGACCCAGCAGCCAUAUUGUUUCUUCCUUAAUCCUUCUUGACAUGCAAAAGUUAAUAUUUCUAAUGGAGUAAUGGAAAAACAUUCCUCUGCUUUUAAUUAGAGAUGUUUUACAACCAGGAGAGUACACAGUGCACCCGGGCUGCCGCGGAGCAGAGCUCCAUGCGGCUAGGAAAAUGUUUCUCAUAUAAGACCCUUAGAGAGCUGCUGACCCUGGGCCGAAAUUCCUAUCAGUAAUGGGGAGCAGACACACUGACACACAGUGACACACUGCCCACCGCACCGAUCAGAGUAGAGCGAGGGACGUUGCAAUCCACCAUGACCAGACUUAAGUCGUUACACGCACACAUACGCACACACCAUAGACACAAUGGGUGCUCACCGCUAACACUAAAACUACCUCAGCUCUGGCCACUGACCAGUGGUUUGGCCCUUGUGUUUAAUAAUAAUAAUAAUUUAGUCUCCCCGGCUCAGAGGAUGGUAGAGUCUGUUGGAUACUUACUGUAAGCAUCAAGAGCAACAGUAGUAGAGACAAUUAGAACUAGAAUUACACUAUAGACGAACUGGAGAGCUAGUCACGCCUGUAAAUUACCACAUACUAGCCAGCCAACAUUGAUAGAUUCAUCUAUUUGCUUUAUGUAUUUGCUUAAUGUAAGACACUGUAUCCCCUGAUGCAUUGUACACAAUAAAGUCGGUGCCAUCUGUGCUUUAUCAGACGCCUCUACAGUGUCUUACUGUCUCAGUUGAUGACAGGUGGUUUUGUUGGGGAAUGUCUCAUAGAUUUACAUUGAGCUUACAAGGGUUUUGUUUACCCGCAUUGUGUAACUCAAACAAACUGCUUCCAUAUAUAACCAGAUACACAUUUUACGAGGGGCGAUCCCCAACACAUCGUCAAGCACCUGUUUCUCCAUGCUGCAGUAAAGAAAGUGGGUAAAUAUUUGUUUUCUCUUCUAACCUGUUUUCAAUUGCAGAUACAGUGGCAGAUUGCAUAGCGCCAUGUCCGAACGACUCAGUGCAUCUGGGUCCUUUUGCUCGGCUGCAGGACGAGCGAGCAACCCUCUUUCGCCCCCACAGGUGUCAAGUAGCGAGCAUAGCAGGAAUGUGCAAUAACUCAAGGAGAGGAGUCUCUCGUAUAUAAUCUGUCAGCUGGUUGCUCUUGUUGUUCAGGGGCAGGGGACAAACCCAAUGACGGAAACCCCACAAGCAUCCCGAAGUGCCUGGCCACAAAAGGCCUUUUGGAUAUACAACAGGAUUGACACAGAAGAUAAAAAAAGAAGAGGGACCCCCAGGGGAAAGAAAAUAGUUGCUCCUCCCGCAAGAGAAAAAUACUGCUGCAAAACGUUGAAGAUUGUUUAUUGUAGAAACAUUAUUGUAUAGUAUGUAUAGUUUUUCAGUGUAGUUAUUGUGAUAUUUGUAAUGCCUUUCUGCCUCCUGCUUGAUGUAGUCUGUAUUUGGUGUGUGCGUGUCUGUCUGAAAGUGUUUGAGUUAUUAUUCUGUUGUUCUUUGGCACCCCUCUCCUCGUCCCUUCCUACACACAUCCUCUCUUCUAUCACACUAUACGGACUGUACUAAGUGGACACAUCAGAGGGGUGUCCAUGGUAUCAGGCCUCCCUCUCACGGCCCUCUCCUCCACCCCUUACAGAAGCCAAGUGUAAGAGCCAGGCCAAGGCUGACAUCAUCCUGCUGGUCGAUGGCUCAUGGAGUAUUGGCCGUCUGAACUUCAAAACCAUCCGUGCCUUCAUCGCUCGCAUCGUCGGUGUCUUUGACAUCGGCCCUGAGAGAGUCAUGAUCGGUAAUCUUUUUUUAAAAUCAAAUUCCAUUGGCAAUGUGUACGAUGGCAUAGGUUCAUCACCCAACUCAAUUGAGUUUGAUCUGGACUUGAUGCCGUAAUUGGAAAUCAAUGUUAUGUUCUGAUCAAUCACUUUGAUUGGAGGUAGGUAUAGAGUCUCAUGCUGUGUUGUGUGUGUGUCUCCAGGUAUGGUUCAGUACAGUGGAGACCCCAAGACUGAGUGGCAUCUGAAUGCCCACCCAACCCGUGAUGGGCUGCUCAAAGCUGUGGCCGACCUGCCCUACAAAGGGGGAAACACCAUGACAGGUGACGUAUCAUCAAAUUAAAGGAUAACUCCUAGCUGUCAUGUGAUUUAAUAACCUAACCUAACUUAACUUACCUUAACUUAAAUUAACUUCACUUAACCUAAUCAUGAUAAAGGUCCAAUGCAGAUGUUUUUAUCUCAAUAUCAAAUAAUUUCUGGGUAACAAUUAAGUACCCAGUGUGAUUGUUUUCCUUGAAAAUGGUCAAAAAUAAACAAAAAUAGCUUCUUAGCAAAGAGCAAUUUCUCAACUAAGAAUUUUGCUAGGACUGUCUGGGAGUGGUCUGAUUGGGGAGGGGAAAACUGAAGACUAGCUGUUAUUGGCAGAGAGGUUUGGAACUCUCUUCCUUAUUGGUUUAUUAACUAAUUUACCGCCUGAUGAUGUCACCAGGAAGGCCAAAACUCCAUCCCAUCAAAACAGACUGAAAUUUCAGGCGGUCUUUUCAAACAGCUCUUACACUAAAAUGGCAUUAUCAUCAUUUUCACAAUUUCACACCAUUAUUCCAACUUGUGGAAAUUAUGUAAAGUGAUAUACUGGACUGGGCCCCUAAACAAUCUCUAUAAUGUAUCUCUGUAGGUAUGGCCUUGAACUAUAUCCUCACAAACAACUUCAAGACCAACGUGGGACUGCGUAAGGACUCGCGCAAGAUCGGUGUGCUCAUUACUGAUGGCAAGUCGCAGGACGAGAUCAUCACCAACUCCCAGGUGCUGAGGGAUGAGAACAUCGAGCUCUACGCCAUCGGUGGGUGACCCUCCUAGUGUAUAACCCAAAAUCUGUCAUGGUUCAGUUAAUCGUCAGGUCGUAACCAUGUCAAGUGAAAACAGACAUUUUACAAUGAGCAGGUUUUCAACGCUUGGACUGUAUGAAAAACAGACUGUUAAAAAGUAUUUUUGUCCAGACCCCACAUAAGUAAAUAUUGUGGUGUUGUGUGGCUUUUAGGUGUGAAGAACGCUGAUGAGAAUGAGUUGAGGUCCAUUGCCUCAGACCCAGAUGAGAUUCACAUGUACAAUGUGAAUGAUUUCUCCUUCCUGCUAGACAUAGUGGAUGAGCUCACCAUCAACCUCUGUAACAGUGUGAAGGGUCCAGGUAAGGCCAUCUCUCUUUAAUUCUCUCUCUCUCUUUCUCGCUCUCUCUAAUUAUCUAACUCUUUCACAAUCACUGAGAGAAACAUGGAUUUGUGAAGCAAUGCUCAACUUAAAAUGUUGCUAUUGUAAAAUUAUUCUCCUGAGUCAAGCUGUGUAUUCUACUUGAUGCAGCAGUUAGGGGUCUUUCUAAUCUAAGAUGCCAAAAGCAGCACAGAUGGCAUCAGAUGGCGGAGAGCAGACAUUAAAAUGCAAUUGAGUCUGUCACCCAGAACAUGCUGUACUGAUCUCUCCCAUCAGUUGCAUAAAUGGAUUAGCAUUGAAGAUGGAGAAUAGCAAUAAGAGCAGCAUGAUUGAUGAGAAAAGCCAAUAAAAAGGCAGAUCGAACGCCAACACUUUUUUUGUCUCGAAGUUUGCCUAAAACACUUGAUAAAUGGAGUUUCUUGACUUAUGUUACAUAAGGUCCACCCAUUUGAUGGAAACUUUAGUUUUUUUGGACGCACUCUUGUCCUUAAAUCAAAUUUAGGAAGAAACACAAUAGUGAUUUACUACACGGGGAGGGAAACUAUUUCCUAAAGAAUACUUUUGUGAUAUAUAGAAACAGCCCCAACAGUCAGUGAGGCUAAGGUGUUCAGGACAGAUUUGUGAGAGUGUUCAGUGUGUGAAAUAUUUGAUGUGUUUGCUCACAUUCCCGCCACUUCUCGUCCAGGGGGCCUAGACCCGCCCACUAACCUGGUGACCUCCGAGGUAACCCACCACUCAUUCCGUGCUACCUGGACCGGGCCUGAAGGUCCUGUGGAAAAGUACCGCAUCGACUACACGGCCGUGGCGGGAGGAAUCACCGAACAGGUAAGCCUAUAGCCAACAGUACUGUAUCUCACUUACCUCACCUCUCCAAGUUCAGCUCAUCUCUCCAAGUUCAGCUCAUCUCUCCAAGUUCAGCUCAUCUCUCCAAGUUCAGCUCAUCUCUCCAAGUUCAGCACACCUCUUCAAGUUUAUUGCAUUUGAACUGAAGAGCGUCAGCUCUCACACCUGGUUUAAAUACACUCAAAAUCUGAUCAAAUCCAAGUUUAUUGGUCGCAUAAACAGUUUAACAGAUGUAGCGGGUGCAGCGAAGUGCUUAUGUUACUAGCGCCUAACAAUGCAGUAAAAUUUUAAAGUACACAAUAAUAGUAAUAAUAAUACAAAUGUAUAAAAUAAAUCAAGAAAUGUCGGAACGAAUCCAAUUAAUAACCGAAUAGCACUGUAAAAGUAAUCCAAAUGCAAUCUAUAUGUAUAUACACCGGAUUCAUUUACACAAUAUGUACUAAGAAUGGUAUGUACAGCAUUAGAUACUGUAUAUUAGAGUGAUCUAUGUCAAGAAUCCAUUAAAUAAAUAAAUAUGCGGUGUAGAAAUAAUAGAAUGAGCUAUGUCGAGAAUACACUAUUCAAACAUGCAGUGCAAAACCCCAUGGCAAAAUGGAUAGAAUUGCAGGAAAUUAGCUUCCGGACCAGAGUACCGACACCGCAAAUGUUCUACAGCCUGAACUCCUGCUCCUCUUAUAGAAUGUUAGCUCAAAAGUAUUGUGGAGCUCCUGCACCUAAAUAUAGACAGUACCAAACAUGAGUACCGGCACCUAUUUCAGUCCAAGUCAAGCACUGUAUGUAUGUGAAUGGUGUGUAUAGACAUUAUAUUAAUAGAAAAUGUGUGUACAGCAGUAGUUAUAUAGGAUGAGCCAUGACUAGAAUACAGUAUAUACAUAUAAAGUCUAUCAGUAUCAGUGAUGUGAGAAAGUUACAGAGGCGUAAAUAUCAACCCCCCCCCAAAAAACAAAUCUGGCCUCCCCUUUUAUUGGUAAUGAUGAGAAAUUAGCAUGUCUUGGGGGUAUGAUCUUUGUGCCUCUGUAACUUGCUCAAUCAUCAUUAUUCACGAUUCAUUCAUGAUUAUCCGUAAUCAUGGUAGCGUCCACAUUAAUGUAGAAGUGUUCAGAAACUUAUUAUAUUCUUAUUUACAAUAAAAGUUACUCCAAAAUGACACACUACAUUGUUUACCAUACAUUUUUAUUGGACACAACAUAAUCUGAAACAUAAUCAAAACAAACUGCAAAUGCAUCCAACUAAUUUGUAGAGUCACAAGCUUGAUGUAGUCAUUGCGUGCUAGGAAUAUGGGACCAAAUACUAAACUUUUGACUACUUUAAUAAAUAAAUUUGUCCAAAUACUUAUUACACCGUCAAAUGGGGGGACUAGAUACAUAAAGUGAUUUCAUUUGUAAACAGUAAAACAGAUAUUUAUGAAAAUACCCUCAAAUAAAAGGUGACUUUCUGUACUGUCACCUAAUAUGAAACAUUUGAUUGAAAUCCAAAAUGCUGGAGUAUAGAGCCAAAUUAAAUGUUUUGCUUCACUGUCCAAAUAAAUAUGCAGAGGCGUGUAUAACAGAGAAUUGGCUGUAUUAUUCCUUUUGUUCUGAAUUCCUCUCUCAGACCUCUAUGGUUCAUCUUGCCAGAGGUGAUCAGGGACACUUUGGCAGCGAUCUCAUUUUACUCUGUUUAUCCAGGAGUUUCUGAAGGAGGAACUGUCUUUUAUGCUGCCUAACUGGAGAUUUCACGGUUAUCGAGUGUUAUCCACAGUGAAUUGUUUGCUUAAAUACACCUAGUUAUCAUCGAUCCAUUUCAUCAUGUUGAUCUGAUUCAGUCAGAUAAAGCUCAAGUCAUUCGGCUCUCUACUCACCAUUGAGAAGUGGACCACAGUGGCUGAGGCAGACCUGCAUUCAGUUUCACUUAACCUUCUGUCACUUAUGUCCUUAUAAAUACAGGACUGGGUCUAUUCCAUGCCUUGUGCUUUCAUUGACCCUCAUCAGGGUUUGGGUGGUUCUAGUGAGCCCUGUCUGAAAGCGAGACCAAAGACUUUCCACUAGCCACAACCUAAGACCAGCACUUUAUUUUAAGCACUUUUCACGACUCCCAAAGUCACUUUACAUACACAAGAAAAUCAGCAGGAUAAAAAGCAAUAAAAUCACACAUUAAAAUAAGUAUAUAAAAGUACACUAAACAUAAGGACAGACUAACCAUGGAGAGCACUAAACAUAAGGACAGACUAACCAUGGAGAGCACUAAACAUAAGGACAGACUAACCAUGGAGAGCACUAAACAUGAUAACAGAUUAACCAUGGAGAGCACUAAAUAUAAGGACAGACUAACCAUGGAGAGCACUAAACAUGAUAACAGAUUAACCAUGGAGAGCACUAAACAUGAUAACAGAUUAACCAUGGAGAGCAUUAAACAUGAUAACAGAUUAACCAUGGAGAGCACUAAACAUGAUAACAGACUAACCAUGGAGAGCACUAAACAUGAUAACAGAUUAACCAUGGAGAACACUAAACAUGAUAACAGACUAACCAUGGAGAGCACUAAACAUGAUAACAGAUUAACCAUGGAGAGCACUAAACAUGAUAACAGACUAACCAUGGAGAGCACUAAACAUGAUAACAGAUUAACCAUGGAGAGCACUAAACAUGAUAACAGAUUAACCAUGGAGAGCACUAAACAUGAUAACAGAUUAACCAUGGAGAGCACUAAACAUGAUAACAGAUUAACCAUGGAGAGCACUAAACAUGAUAACAGAUUAACCAGGCAAGUGAACUAGACAGAGGAUAAAAGCUAAGACAACAGAGAAUCUGGGUAAGCCCGUGUGAAGAGGUGUGAAGAGGUGUUUCCAGGCUCUGUCGUAGACGGCCGCGACCGGGAGACCCAUGGGGAGGCGCACAAUUGGCCCAGUGUCGUCCAGGGUGAGGGGAGGGAAUGGCCGGCAGGGAUGUAGCUCAGUUGGUAGAGCAUGGCGUUUGCAACGCCAGGGUUGUGGGUUCGAUUCCCACGGGGGGCCAGUAUGAAAAAAAUAAAAUAAUAAUAAUAAUACUCACUAACUGUAAGUCGCUCUGGAUAAGAGCGUCUGCUAAAUGACUAAAAUGUAAAUGUGUUUAUUUAGUGUGGACUUGAAUAUGUGUAUGGAUUGUGAGGUUCUGACAUGGAGAGGGAGGGAGUUCCUGAGUUGGGGGGCUGCACUGCUAAAAGCCCGGCCAGCACAGAGGAGGUUGUUCACUACCUUUAUCAAGGCAGUUUUAGUGCAAUGCAUAGCCCGGAAGCCUCACUGGAAGUGUUCGGAAGGUUCAUGAGAGGCCAUGUGUUGAAGGGGAGGUUUGAGAUAGGCCUGCAGCUUAGACUUGUUACAUAACUUCUCCUGCUGGAAAGAGAUUAUUGGCUAUCCAUCCAUUCUCCCUCAUUUCAAAUGCUUGCAUUGGACCCCAAAAAGCUUAUUCACACAAAUAAAUCAGAUUUCACUUUCAAUUUGAUGAUAUGUGCUCCGUUCUUUUGGAUAGCUCUCUGAAAUUUCGAAGAGAGAGUAUGUGUGCAAGAAUAUGUUAGUUUUGUUUUGGGUUUCCUAAAUGUGUGCUGUAUUAGUUGGAACAUUUGCUUUUGACCUGCUGUAAUUCCAAUAUAAUCCCAUGACGAAUUUGAAACUCCUGGGCAGACUACAUCACGUAGGGGUGACUUGAGGUUGCUGUUUAUUUUCUGCUCAGCUUUUUGGAUCAUCCUCCAGUUGAAUAUACUUGGAUUUUGAGGUGGGGUUUCCUGCAUAACAACCGUGUUCCUUUUCACUCCUCAGAUGAUUGUCGAUGGGACGGUCACCACUGUGGUCCUGACCAAGCUGACCCCUCUGACUGAGUAUGUGAUCAACGUCUUCUCUGUGACCGGAGAGGAGACCAGCGAAGAGCCACUGAAGGGCACUGAAACCACCUGUAAGUGUUGCAGCUGUUCUGCUCCCUCUCCUCUCUUUUGUAUUCCUCUUCCUCCGUUUCCUCAUACAACCUCGUCCCAAUUACCCAGAGUAAACCUAGUAAUCACUUCCUGGAAAGGUGUCCCGGUUCAGCUAAUCCAAUAGCCUUAUUUGGAAGUCGAAUGACUCAGCAGAGCCUCAGUGAUACACAGGAAGUGAGAUGAGAUGAGUUUCACAAAGACGUCUGUCGGUUGCCCUUUGGGGGACAAGGAUGAUUAAAAGGGAACUUUAAUGUGGGGAUAGCACUUCAGCUCCAAAGAGUUCCACUGGUGUAGGAGCGCAUUUGUUUCAUUACGGUAUACGAUGCUAAAAGUAACUACAUCCCCUGUCCUCCAUGCUAAUUAGGCUGUUUUAAAUGGGUUGAACAUGGAUGGAAGUUAUUUAUGUUGCUCUUGGAGGCGUAUUAAACAGGCUUGUUUACACAACCAGGGAUAAAUUGGGUGUAUAUCUGAUUGUGGCAGUAAAGUGUUAAACAACAACUUCCCAUAGGGUUUCCCAUUGGAAAAUGCUCAAGUGGAGGCUUCUUAUGGGGAGAAUAACCAACGUUCUCUCAUUCUUGGCCUCAUUAAAAGUGUCUUAAGAAAACUGACAUAAUUUCACAUGAUGGUUAAAUACACAGAACUGACCGCUUUCAUUGCUCUAUUUGUACUUAAUAGUGGACGUUGUUACUUUUUGAAAUGAGUCCAUUUGAUUUUCACGGUGGAAGAUAUUUCUCACUCUCAUAAAGCAUGGUUAUUGUUUUGUCGCCCGCCCCUUGGACACCGCAAUAGUAGUGUGAGAUCACCACGGUUUCCUUUAUUUGUCAGUUUAAGCUAACACGUUGAUCAGGGGUGGAAAAAGUACUAAAUUGUCAUACUUGAGUAAAAGUACAGAUACCUUAAUAGAAAAUCACUCAAGUAAAAGUGAAAGUUACCCAGUAAAAUACUACUUGAGUAAAAGUUUACAAGUAUUUGGUUUUAAAUAUACUUAAGUAUCAAAAAUAAAUGGAAUUGCUAAAAUAUACUUAUGUAUCAAAAGUAAAAGUAUAAAUCAUUUCAAAUUCCUUAUAUUAAGCAAACCAGAUGGCACCAUUUUUUUUAAUUUACAGAGAGCCAGCGGCACACUCCAACACGAUUUAAAAACGAAGCAUUUGUGUUUAGUGAGUCUGCCAGAUCAAAGGCAGUAGGGAUGACCAGGGAUGUUCUCUUGAUAAGUGCAUGAAUUGGACCAUUUCCUUGUCAAAAUGUAAUGAGUACUUUUCAGUUCCAGGGGGAAAAAAAAUGAGUAAAAAGUACAUUAUUUCUUUUGGAAUGUAGUGAAGUAAAGGUUGGCUAAAAUAUAAAUAGUAAAGUAAAGUACAGAUACCCCCAAAAACUACUUAAGUACUUUACACCACUGACGUUGAUUGCAUCCCAAAUGGCACCCUAAUCCCUAUAAUAGUGCACUAUUCUUGACCAGGGCCCUCCUGUGUGACCGCUGCUUGUAAUCUGUUAGUGUGGCUCAGCCGUAAACACAGAGGCUGGAUGUGAUGUGGGUGGCUGGGUUGUGUUGUGGAUGUCAAUAUACUAGAGUUAGGUGGUAACUGUGGUUGUAGGUUUUCCGACAUUUCCGGAAGAUGGGCAGGGAAUCUGCUGUCCUGAUGUUAGGGUGGAGCUUGUUCCACUAUUGGGGUGCCAGGAUAGAGGAGAGCUUUGACUGGGAUGAGCAGGUCUAUAAUAUAUAAUAAUAAUAUGCCAUUUAACAGACGCUUUUAUCCAAAGCGACUUACAGUCAUGUGUGCAUACAUUUUUACAUAUGGGUGGUCCCAGGGAUCGAACCCACUACCCUGGCGUUACAAGCGCCAUGCUCUACCAAUUGAGCUACAGAGGACCACAGUCUAUAGACUACUCUCUCUCACUUUCACUCCCCUGCCCCCUCAAACACACUCUCUCUUUUCUCCCUCUAUCUCUUUCUCUGUCAUUCCUCUUACCCAGUGCCCUUGCCACCAUCGGGUAAGCUGAGGAUCACUGGUGUCACCCAUAGCGCCAUGAAGCUCAACUGGGAUGCCUCCCCGGGGAAAGUCCUCAAGUACAUCAUCACCUACAAGCCAGAGGAAGGAGAGCUCAAAGAGGUAACACUAACUAACACCAAACAUUUAAACAGGCUCCCAGCCUGUUGCUAAUAUACAUUUUUUUACUUCCUUUCAAUUUGAACGGUUUUGAAACACAAUCUCUAGCUACAGCAAUAAAUAACACUUAUGGUUAAUACCCUAUUCCCUAUUAAGCCCUAUGGGCCCUGGUCAAAAGUAGUACACUAAAUAGGGAAUAGGGUGCCAUUUGGGACACACGACAUACUGUCCUCAAGGGUCUACAGUGGUACCAUGAGGUCAAGGGAAAAGUGUUAGUUAGGAACUCAACGUUCUCUAUGAUAGCUUAGCUGUUUAGGGAAUGCCACUGAAGUCAGGGGGUGUUAUAGUAGCAGCCCUUUCAGUAGACUGGGCUCUUGACUCCAUGGGCAGGCCAGCACAAGUCGAUGUGGGGAAAGAAGCCUACUGGCAGUCAGAGAAGACCCUGGCCCCAACACCCAGCCACAGACUCAGAGAUAUAUCACUGGGUGUCACUCGUCAUCAUUUCUCACUUACAUUUAAGAGACCGCCAAGCUGUGAAGAAGCUCACAAUUGAAGUUGAAGGAGGUGUCUCCUUGGACACCCCCAAAAGAACCUCCAUAAAUGACUGAUGGAUGAGCUAUGGGUCUCCACUGGAUACAUCCAACCAGAUCCCCUCAUGGAUAACAUCUGAAGGCUGCUGUCUCCAAAGGAGCCUCUCUCUGUGGAUUUAUGUUCUAAGGUCUGCCCUGCCGAUUGCCACAGACUUUUCCUCCGCGUUACAAUUGGAGAACUAUCGCUGUUAUGGACAACUUUUUCUUGAGUUUUUCUUGAAGUAUGAAGUGGAAACUGAGUUGAAAGAGACAUUUAUCAGCAUUUCUGCUGGAAGCUUUUUGACUUCAAGGGUUUUUCCUACCAUCAAACAUCCUCUGGAAUUACACAUAUAGCCUUAGGACUUUUCUAAGGACACGUACUAUUAUUCAUAAGGCUUUUCUCAAAUGCUCUGAUGACAUUUAGAAAUAACAAGGAAAGAAAUAGUAGAGAAGAAAGGAAAUUCACUUUGGUUUAUUAACGUCAAUAUUCAAAAUGGGACUCUACAGUUGUCAAGAUUUGGAUGUUAAUGCUAUACUAGUAUCACAAAUCAUAGCUUAUGUUAAUGUUAGUAGUGGUAGUUCAUGCUAGUUCUUCAGCAAAAAUACGGUUGUUAAUUGUUUGUUGAUCCUAAAAUCCUUAUACCCCUUUUCUGCCAGGUUGAAGUCAAUGGCGAUAUAACAUCCCUGCCUCUUGCCAACCUCAUAUCUCAAUCUGAGUACGAUGUUGCUGUCACCCCAGUUUACGACGAAGGUGUUGGAAACCCAAUGCUUGGACAAGCCAUUACAGGUACACAAUCGUUUGUGUGAUUUAUCAUUUGGCUGAGGAGCAGUAGAUUAGAGAUAUGAGUGUGUCUGGAUGGUGAGAGUUGUCUGCAGAUCCUCCUUCGAUUCAGCCUCUCCUCAGUCAUUUGUCUUUCUAGAUGAAGCCACUGUUCCCUGAGGGGGUGUGUGUGUGUUAGUCUAGUUAAUUGUAUAUGGGCCUACAAACUUUGCGUGUUUGUGUGUGCCUGCUAUCACUCACUGCAUGGGGCCUUCUUCAUCAUUAAUCACAGAUGAUUUGAGGAAAUGUUGUUUUCCACACAGACACGCAAAAACCCAUUUGUUGGCCAUUGAUCCCAAAAAUUGACUCACAGCUAAAAUGUUCCUCACAUGGUUCGCAGCCCGUCUGAUGAAAUGGCUUUGCCUCAUCUCUCAGGACAUCCUCAUAAUAAUCACGUCUCCCUCUCUCACGUCUCCGUCCAUGUGUACAGAUGUUGUUCCUGCGCCGCAGAACCUGAAGUUGUCCGAGGUGACCCAGACCUCAUUCAAGGCCACCUGGGAACACGGGGCCCCUGAUGUGGCCCUCUACCGAAUCGGCUGGACCAAGAAGGGAGAGAACAACUUCCAAUAUGUACGUUGAUCUAGUGGCUAGCCGAUGGUGAUUGUUGACUGGACUAUCUACUGCUAUAGAGCGGACAGGAUUGUAUGGAGUGGAGAAAUGUGACCGUUUACACUUUCUCUCUCACUCUCUCUCUCUCUUUCUCACUCCCCCCCCCCCCCCCCCCUCUCUCCAGGCUAUCCUGAACAGUGAUGAAACGUCCCAUAAUCUGGAGAACCUGGACCCGGACACCCUGUAUGAUGUCACCGUCACAGCCAUCUACCCAGACGAGUCAGAGAGCGAGGACCUGAUUGGCAGCCAGCGCACAUGUAGGUCCACCAUUAUCUUCUUCUUCUCAUUUCUCAUCCUCCUAUCAAUUACAUUCAUGUUUUACAGUUAUGGUCCACAGAUGUGGUCCACAGCGUAUUAAAAUAACCUGUUGUUCUCUUAACGUUCUCUUUUUCCAGUGUUAAAGAUGACUACACCUGGUAUGUUAUUUGAAACGGAGAAGGACAUUAUCAUUGUAAUAUUCAUGACUAUAAUUAUAAUGGUAAUGCGAACGAUAAUGAAAGUGUUGUUGAUGGAAAACACACUUUUAUUUAAAAAAAAUAUGCAUGUGCAUUGAUGUUCCUUUAAAGAGCUGCAAAUGCAAAAGUGGGACUAUUGACCCGCAGGGACCAGAUGUUCCGCCACAGACACCGCAUUGUCAACCAUUUGUCAUAAUAUCAUUUCUCGUGUCAUUUAAUGUCGUUUUUCAUGUUGUAACGUUGUCAUUCCUCGUGUCUUUAAUGUCAAGCCUCAUCAUGUCACAAUGUCAUUCCUUAUCAAUGUCCCCAUCAUUGGAAAUGCAUGUGCCUUACCGGCUGCUUCACUCUCCAUUUGGGUCGCUUAUGUGUACUUCAUCACCAAAUCAUGUGUUCUCGUCACCAAAUUAUGUGUUCCCAUCAUCUCACCCCCCAUCAUUACCAUCAUUGCUUCAUCCAGCGUCAUGACCCCCAAGUGAUCAUUGAGAAUUGGUAAAGGCUGUGUCAUGCCCUGCAGUCAUUUUAUAUACAUCUCCACUGUCUUGGGUCAGUGUAUUGAUUGUAAUGUGUUCCUAGCUCCCACUGGACCUCCGCAGAACUUGCAGGUGUUCAACGCGACCACGGUCACUCUGACAGUAAAGUGGGACCACGCCCCAGGCCCCGUCCAGAACUACAAGAUCUCCUAUCAACCUGUGGCAGGAGGCAAAGCUCUCUCCGUAAGUACAACACACCCUCCAGUAGUUUCUUGAAAACUGUUAAUAAUUCCCAUUCUGUUUUGCAAUAACUAAGAGUGUAUUAUGAGCAACUCAUAAGCAUUGGCCACCCAUGAUGUCCUGACCACUAAAUCCUUUAACUUUAUUAAUUAUGCCCUCUUGGUAUGAUAUCUCUCAGUUUACUCACCUAUAAUAUAGAGUAGGUUGUUCUUGUUUUCUGGCCUGUAAGUGAGUGGUGAUGUUAGUUGUUAUCAGUGUAAUUUCUCCAAUGUGCCUGAGCUAGUUUGAUGAAACCAGGGAUAUCUGUGCAUCAGUACUUCUUUAGGCCAACAGAUAAACAGCCCAAAACAUUAAAGGGAUAGUUCAGCCAAAUUACAAAAUUACAUAUUGGUUUCCUUAACCUGUAAGCAGUCUAUGGAAAAGGGAUGACAGCAAUCGAUGCUUUGGUUUAGUUUCCCUGGCACUGUUUCCACAUGCUAAAGUUUGAGCAUUUGUGGCACAAAUCCCAUUGCACAUCAUGUUCAAAUCAUCUAUAAGUGACUUUUAACAAUACAUUUGAGAUUCUUUCGGAUGAUUUGGACAUGACAAGCAAAAUAUGCUAAUAGCGGUCCCAUGACUUGAAUGGGAUUUGUGCCACAAAUGCUACAGCGUUAGCAUGUGGAAAUAGUGCCAGGGAAACUAAACCAAAGAAUGGAUUUCUGUCAUACAUUUUCCAUAGACUGCUUACAGGGUAAAGAAACCAAUAUGUAAUUUUGUAAAGUACUGAAGCAUUUCUGAAUUGGUUCAUUGUAACAUGAAAUCCCUUUCCUCUUGGGACCCCCCACUGACAAGAGUAGUAAGUAGUAGUUCCGUGUGGCUCAGUUGGCAGAGCAUGGUGCUUGCAAUGCCAGGGUUGUGGGUUCGAUUCCCACGGGGGACCAGUACUGAAAUGUAUGCACUCACUACUGUAAGUCGCUCUGGAUAAGAGCGUCUACUAAAUGACAAAACUGCAAAAAUGUAAAUGUAGUAACAGCAGGCUCUUUUGUCUUCCUGCACAUCGUUAUUUUGACAUUUGAUUAUGACAUUGUCCUCCUAUCCAGUCUGUUUACUUACUGUAUCUGGCAGCCAAGCCCACAUUCCUAACGGAUAACUUAAUUGUGAUCAGUGACAGAAAUUGCUUGGGAAUUCCUUUAGGAUCUUUUUGGGGUCUUUCAGUUGACAAUGUGCUUAUAUUAAAAUAAUUUGGUUAGUUAAACAUUUUUCUAAGUGUCUCUGAGAGGUUAUGACAGGGUACCCCAAGCAAUGGGUCAGUUCUCUAAACCGUGAUCUCAACAUGACACUAUGAGACAGAGCUGUUGCAUGUAUAUCUGAUCCCAUCAUAGCACAUUGUUGGUAUUAUAGUACUGUAUCUCUGUACACUUAAAACAGUAUGGAGACAUCUGCUGUUGUGGUCUGUAGACUUGUUGAUUUAACAUAAGGCAUGACAUUCAUACUUGGGUGAUAUGAGGAUCCUCAAGUGCCUUUCUCUGAUAUGAUGGUUUAGUGAGGUCAAAAUACAAACAGUGGAUGUGUUACCUAGGUGAUCUGCUAAAUAGAUAUGUCAGAUAUAAUACAAAAGGAAAUUGUAGUGUAUCUCUUCCACUCUAUGGCUUUAGCGGUUCUUGCUUUCAAUAGUUGUUGCUUACUGUAGUGCCCAUUAAUCAGCAUGAUGUUGCAACAUAAUUGGCUUAUAAUUGGCCAUGUCUAGUGUUCAUCAAGACCAAUUAAUCUUCCCUUUAUAUACUACUUGUUUAUGAACAGAGUAGAGUAAGAAAGGCAAUUGUUUUCUCUUAUAAAGUGUUUGAAUGAGCAACUCUGUUCACACAAAUGGCAUCGGGUAAAUAAUUAAUCCUUGGGGAACUCUGCUUUUGCUUCUAUUAGACUGAAAUUAGGGGAAAUGUAUUGGCUGAUUAUAGAGAAACUCAAUUGCUGCUUUGAUAGAGUUGGAGUUUACAUUGGUCAUGUUUGGAUGGCUUCCCCGUGACAGUGUAGAAGAACUCUGCUUGGCCUCAACUGCCGAGGUAGCUAGCUUGUGAGCUUCAGGGCGUUUUGUCUCAGAGCCGAGGAAAGCUCUAACCAUUGAAGGAGUGUAACUUGUCAUCCACCUGUCACCCCUUUAUAAUGAAUUGCUCUUUUAACUUUGAAGUGAGAUGUUAUAUCCUCUUAGAGACAUAGAGACGCCUCUGACUGUUGACAUGUUGUCCCCCAAACAGACCCAGGUAGGAGGGAAGAAGAACAGUGUUGUCCUCCAGAAGCUGAUGCCUGACACUCCCUACUCUGUCACCGUGGCUGCCAUUUACCCCAGCGGAGAGGCCAAAGACAUCUCAGGCCAAGGGAAGACCAGUAAGUGGACCUGACAACAGGAACUCUGGAACCACCAGACGUUUAAAAGCCCAGAGAACACCCACAACAUUCUCCCAAUAGAUGUAUCAUUUCAGAGUACAAUCAAUAGAGAAGAUAACUAUUUUGUACAGGAUUUUGACUUCAGUUCAAACAAUAUACAAUAUAAUGUUUGAAACCCCAUAUUAAAGCCGUGUUUGGUUUUAUCCAGAGCCUCUUGGUGGAGUAAAGAACCUGCAGGUGACCAACCCCACCAUGACCACCCUGAACGUGAAAUGGGAGGCGGCCGACGGGAAAGUGAAAGAAUACAAAGUCAUCUAUGUACCUGCUGCCGGUGGAGAUGAGAGCAUGGUAGGCAUGGUAGGACCGGUAGGAAGUCUCUCAGCUUACUGUUGGCUGACUGUGUAGAAAAUACUCCAACAAUUCACAUCCAAAAACAAGAAAUAGCAUAUCAAUGUAUUGUUUGAAGUUGUUUGUUUUAUGAAUCACAAAAUAUGGUAAACAACUUCAGUAUCUUCAGUCAAACAGGGUUGUAUAGGCAUGUUGGUAGUGAGCAGAGGAUAAUGGUUGGGUUGUGUUUCUGUAAUGUAAAGGAGAUUGUGGCUGCCACUGCCACCACCACGGUUCUGAAAGGCCUCCUGCCAGACACCCUCUACACCGUCUCACUGGUGCCUGUCUACGAAGUGGGAGAUGGACAGAAACAGUCUGAGAACGGAAAGACAAGUAAGACUGGCUGACAUCUAAGUCUAAAGAUCGUUAAAGAUCUUCUAAAGAUCACUUAUUCAGUGAUCUUUUCAGGGACUGAUAAUGGCCUUCUUAAAAGCUGAUUUAUGGAGUAAUUCCAUAAAUCCAUAAAUAACCACCAAUGUAGAGGAUAGCUCUCCAUUGAGUCUAUAUUUUAACUUUAUACAGACUCCUUGCAAUACCGAGUUCAAUCAGUAUAAUGUGAUAUUAUUAAAGCCUUGUUUGGCGUAUCCAGGGCCCCUGGGUGGAGUGAAAAACUUGCAAGUGACCAAUCCCACCAUGACCACCCUGAACGUGAAAUGGGAGCCAGCUGACGGGAAAGUCAAAGAAUACAAAGUGUUCUAUGUACCUGCUGCUGGGGGAGCUGCUGAGGCCAUGGUAGGAUGAGUACUGUAGCUGACAGUGUAGAAAUUGUUGUUUCCCCAUUGCUUGCCAUAUAACAUAUGAAUUGUUGGCAUGCUGGUAGUGGGCAGUCGUUAAUAGUUGGGUUGUGUUUGUGUAAUGUAAAGGAGACUGUGGCUGCCACUGCCACCACCACAAUUCUGAAAGGCCUCCUGCCAGACACCCUCUACACCGUUUCAAUGGUGCCUGUCUACGAAGUGGGAGAUGGACAGAAACAGUCUGAGAACGGAAAGACAAGUAAGACUACCUGACAUCUAAGUCUAAAGAUCGUUAAAGAUCUUCUAAAGAUCACUUAUUCAGUGAUCUUUUCAGGGACUGAUAAUGGCCUUCUUAAAAGCUGAUUUAUGGAGUAAUUCCAUAAAUAACCACCAAUGCUGAGGAUAACUCUCCAUUGAGUCUGUAUUUUAACUUUAUAGUUCAAUCAGUAUAUUAUUUCAGGGACUGCCUAAUGGCCUUAAAACCCAUUAGUACCAUCAAUGGAGAGGAUAACUCUUUAUUGCUGGAUUUUAACAUCAUACAAACUUGAUAAGAUAGUACUUUACUAAGUACUAUCAAUCAGUAUAAUGUGAUAUUAUUAAAGCCUUGUUUGGCGUAUCCAGGGCCCCUGGGUGGAGUGAAAAACUUGCAAGUGACCAAUCCCACCAUGACCACCCUGAACGUGAAAUGGGAGCCAGCUGACGGGAAAGUCAAAGAAUACAAAGUCUUAUAUGUACCUGCUGCUGGGGGAGCUGCUGAGGCCAUGGUAGGUAGGGCUGGGAAUUGCCAGGGACCUCACGAUACGAUAUUAUCACAACACUUAGGUGCCGAUACGAUAUGUAUUGCAAUUCUCACAAUUCUAUAUGUAUUGCGAUUUGAUACUGCGAUUUGAUGUUCUAAAGAUAUUGCUCACUACGUGUACUGCAGAGAGACAAGAGAGAGCAUGAGAAAACUAGUUUUGAUCAGUCAGGGAAAUAAAAGUGCUGAAAACAUGUUGGCUCACUUGUCACGAUCGUCAUAAGAGGCAGACCAAGGCGCAGCGUGAUAUGCGUACAUCUUUUAAUGAGUACUUAAUACAAUAACAAAACGAUACGUGAAGUCUACAGGUUCACCAAUACAAACCUAUACAGAACAAGAUCCCACAAAUAACUGUGCAAAACAGGCUGCCUAAGUAUGGUUCCCAAUCAGAGACAACGAGCAACAGCUGCCUCUGAUCGGGAACCACCCUGGCCAACAUAGAUCGAAACGAUCUAGAAUAAACACAUAGAAACUACAACAUAGAAACUAACACCCUGGCUCAACAUAAAAGAGUCCCCAGAGCCAGGGCGUGACAGUACCCCCCCCCAAAGGCGCGGACUGCGACCGCGCCAACUAAACCCAACAGGGGAGGGGCCGGGUGGGCAUUCCGCCUCGGAGGCGGAUCCGGCUCCGGGCGUGACCACCACUCUCUCUCUCUCGCCCUCGUGGUCUGGCCCUGCUGGCCGGAGCUGGACUGAACACCGGUGGAGCGGAUUGCUCUGGCUCCGGCGUGGAGCAGCUGACCGGUGCCGGACCAGGCACAGGUGGAACAGGCACGGACCGUGCCGGACUGACGACGCGCACCACUGGCUUGGUGUGGGGAGCGGGAACGGGCCGGACCGGGCUGACGACUCGCACCACUGGCUUGGUGCGAGGGGCAGGAACAGGCCGGGCCGGGCUGGCGACGCGCACCACAGGCUUGGUGCGGGGAGCGGGAACGGGCCGGACCGGGCUGACGACUCGCACCACUGGCUUGGUGCGAGGGGCAGGAACAGGCCGGGCCGGGCUGGCGACGCGCACCACAGGCUUGGUGCGAGGGACAGGAACAGGCCGGACCGGGCUGGCGAUGCGCACCACAGGCUUGGUGCGGGGAGCAGGAACAGGCCGGACCGGGCUGGCGACGCGCACCACAGGCUUGGUGCGGGGAGCAGGAACAGGCCGGACCGGGCUGGCGACGCGCACCAUAGGUUUGGUGCGAGGGACAGGAACAGGCCGGACCGUACUGGGAACACACACCACUGGCCUUGUGCGGGGAUCAGGAACGGGCCGGACCGGAUUGGUAACACACCCCAGUACCUCUCGCUGUGCCUCUACACUCUCCUUCCUCCUCAUGACCAAUGGCCCCCGUAACCUGGUGGCCUCCUAGUCCACAAACUCGCCCUGUAGCUGCCUCCAGCAGCCCCGUCGUCCAUGCCGUGUGCCCCCAAAAUUGUUUUUGGGGGGGUUGCCUCUCGCCUGUCCGACGACGGCACGGUUGGCGCCGUACCUCCUCUCUCGCCAGGGCUUUAACUUUUGCCCAUGGCCCUUUGCCCGCGAACAUGUCCUCCCAAGACCACCAUUCGCCCACCUGGGACAUUGCCAACUUCUCCAGUUCCUUUCCCGGUGUUUGCUCCUGAACACGCUGCUUGGUCCUUCUUUGGUGGGAUCUUCUGUCACGAUCGUCAUAAGAGGCAGACCAAGGCGCAGCGUGAUAUGCAUACAUCUUUUAAUGAGUACUUAAUACAAUAACAAAACGAUACGUGAAGUCUACAGGUUCACCAACACAAACCUUUACAGAACAAGAUCCCACAAAUAACUGUGCAAAACAGGCUGCCUAAGUAUGGUUCCCAAUCAGAGACAACGAGCAACAGCUGCCUCUGAUCGGGAACCACCCUGGCCAACAUAGAUCUAAACGAUCUAGAAUAAACACAUAGAAACUACAACAUAGAAACUAACACCCUGGCUCAACAUAAAAGAGUCCCCAGAGCCAGGGCGUGACAUCACUAUUUAAAAAUAAGAUGGAAAACAAGCUAUAGGAUGAAAAAUAUCGAUUUCUGGAGCAGGUACAACCAACUACAGUAGCAAAAACAUAUUUAUAUACAGUACCAGUCAAAGUUUGGACACACCUACUCAUUCAAGGGGUUUUCUUUAUUUUUACUAUUUUCUACAUUGUAAAAUAAUAGUGAAGACAUCAAAACUAUGAAAUAAAACAUAUGGAAUCAUGUAGUAACCAAAAAAGUGUUAAACAAAUCAAAAUAUAUUUUAGAUUUUAGAUUCUUCAAAGUAGCCACCCUUUGCCUUGAUGACAGCUUUGCACACUCUUGGCAUUGUCUUAACCAGCUUCACCUGGAAUGCUUUUCCAACAGUCUUGAAGGAGUUCCCACACAUGCUGAGCACCUGUUGGCUGCUUUUCCUUCACUCUGUGGUCCAACUCAUCCCAAACCAUCUCAAUUGUGUUGAGGGCAGGUCAUCUGAUGCAGCACUCCAUCACUCUCCUUCUUGGUCAAAUAGACCUUACACAGCUUGGAGGUGUGUUGGGUCAUUGUCCUGUUGAAAAACAAAUGAUCGUCACACUAAGCGCAAACCAGAUGGGAUGGCGUAUUGCUGCAGAAUGCUGUGGUAGCCAUGCUGGUUAAGUGUGCCUUGAAUUCUAAAUAAAUCACAGACAGUGUCACCAGCAAAGCACCCCCACACCAUCACACCUCCUCCUCCAUGCUUCACGGUGGGAACCACACAUGCAGAGAUCAUCCAUUCACCUGCUCUGCGUCUCACAAAGACACAGCGGUUGGAACCAAAAAUCUCACAUUUGGACUCGUCAGACCAAAGGACAGAUUUCCACUGGUCUAAUGUCCAUUGCUCGUGUUUCUUGGCCCAAUCAAGUCUCUUCUUAUUAUUGGUGCCUUUAGUAGUGGUUUCUUUGCAGCAAUUCGACCUUGAAGGCCUGAUUCACGCAGUCUCCUCUGAACAGUUGAUGUUGAGAUGUAUCUGUUACUUGAACUCUGUGAAGCAUUUAUUUGGGCUGCAAUUUCAGAGGCUGGUAACUCUAAUGAACUUAACCUCUGCAGCAGAGGUGACUCUGGGUCUUCCUUUCCUGUGGCGGUCCUCAUGAGAGCCAGUUUCUUUAUAACACUUGAUGUUUUUUGCGACUGCACUUGAAGAAACUUUCUUGACAUUUUCCCUAUUGACUGAACUUCACGUCUUAAAGUAAUGAUGACCUGUCAUUUCUCUUUGCUUAUUUCUCUUUGCUUAUAAAUCCCUGUACUUGGAGUCAAAUAUCAAUAUAAUAUCGUCCCAAAAUUAUUCUGUGAUAUGUAAGUAGCGAUCCCCCCCCAUCACUAACUAGGACUAGUACUGCAGCUGACAGUGUUGUAAGAAAUGGUUGUUUCCCCAUUGCAUGCCAUAUAAAACAUGUAUAGUUGGCAUGUUUGUAGUGGGCAGACAUUAAUAGUUGGGUUGUGUUUGUGUAAUGUAAAGGAGACUGUGGCUGCCACUGCCACCACCACAAUUCUGAAAGGCCUCCUGCCAGACACCCUCUACACCGUCUCACUGGUGCCUGUCUACGAAGUGGGAGAUGGACAGAAACAGUCUGAGAACGGAAAGACAAGUAAGACUGGCUGACAUCUAAGUCUAAAGAUCGCUAAAGAUCUUCUAAAGAUCACUUAUUCAGUGAUCUUUUCAGGGACUGAUAAUGGCCUUCUUAAAAGCUGAUUUAUGGAGUAAUUCCAUAAAUAACCACCAAUGCAGAGGAUAACUCUCCAUUGAGUCUGUAUUUGAACUUUAUACAGAUUCCUUGCAAUACCAAGUUCAAUCAAUAUUAUUUCAGGGACUGCCUAAUGGCCUUAAAAGCUAUUAGUAUCAUCAAUGGAGAGGAUAACUCUUUAUUGCUGGAUUUCUACUACAUACAAACUCCAUAAGAUAAGAUAGUACUUUCAGAUGGCACUGUAAUAAGUACUAUCAAUCAGUAUAAAGUUAUAUUAUUAAAGCCCUGGUUGGUGUGUCCAGAGCCUCUUGGUGGAGUAAAGAACCUGCAGGUGACCAACCCCACCAUGGUCACACUGAAUGUGAAAUGGGACGCAGCCGAGGGGAAAGUCAAAGAGUACAAAGUCAUCUAUGUACCUGCUGCCGGUGGAGCUGAAAGCAUGGUAGGACUGGUAACUGAGUGUGGAAAGUGUGGUUACUUUCAAGGGUAUGAGUUCUCAUAAUGCUCAUACACUCCUGUUUGACUGAAUAUAGUUGCUUGUCAUACUUUGUGAUUUAUAUAACAUUAGUUAUUGUUAAGUUGGGAGUGGGCAAAUGGUAAUACGUGUAUUGUGUUUGUAUAAUGUAAAGGAGACUGUGGCUGGAACCAACACAGUCCUGAAGGGCCUCACAUCAGACACCAUUUACACAGUUUCAGUCGUGCCAGUCUACGAAGUGGGAGAUGGCAAGAAGAUGUCUGAGAAUGGAAAGACAAGUAAGCCUGGCUGACAUGGAAAGAGGGACGGAGAUAAUGAUAUUUCAGAGUAUCAUCAGUAGAGGGUAGCUCUUCAUUGCUGGAUUUUAACUUUAACUUUGGUGUGUCCAAGGGCCCCUGGGUGGAGUGAAGAACCUGCAGGUGAUCAACCCCACAAUGACCACCCUGAACGUGCGCUGGGAGCCAGCCGAUGGAAAAGUCAAAGAGUACAAAGUGUUCUAUGUACCUGCUGCUGGGGGAGCUGCUGAGGCCAUGGUAGGAUGAGUACUGUAGCUGACAGUGUAGAAAUGGUUGUUUCCCCAUUGCUUGCCAUAUAACAUAUGUAUUGUUGGUAUGUUGGGAGUGGGCAGAGAUUAAUAGUUGUGUUGUGUUUGUGUAAUUUUUAGGAAACUGUGGCUGCAACUGCCACAAGCACUGUCUUGAGAGGCCUCCAGCCAGACACCCUCUACACCGUCUCACUGGUGCCUGUCUUCACAGAGACAGAGGGCAGAAGGCAGUCUGAGACCGGAAAGACAAGUAAGACUGGCUGACAUCCAAGCGAGCUUUCGCCAUGCGUGAACCUCGAUUGCGACCAAUACACACUUCCGCUUUUGCAGAACGCCUCAAAUGCCAGAGCAAGCAUAAAUCCCAUAAAUCCCAGAAAUUGUCAUUAGUACCCACUCUAUGAUAUAUUAUUUGUAUUCACUUCUUAUAUUUUCCUUUUACGGUAUGGAGGUACGGAACCUCAUUGCUGCCACAAAGAACAUUUUCUUUGUCCGGCCAUUUCUUUCUUUCUUUGGCAGCAAUAAGCUUCCGUAAACUGUGAGUUUGUAAUGUAAGAUGAUUAUUAAUGUGAUAAGAGGGUUAUACUGGACAUAGGCUAGGUUUUCUAUAGUUUUGGUUCUAAUGAUGUUUUCCUCACCAGGACCAUUGGGUGGAGUGAAGAACCUGAAGGUGACUGAACCCACCAUGACCUCUCUGAAGGUGGACUGGGACCCAGCAGACGGGGCCGUGCGCCAGUACAAGAUCUUCUUCGUCCCUGUGGCUGGAGGAACUCCAGAGGAAAUGGUGGGUCUCUUUCACCUUAUGACCUCAUAAGUAGCAUUUAGCAAAUUAAACUUUGAUAAAGCAUUUAAUCUGUAAUUACUUUUUCUUUACGUGUAAAUAGGAGCAAGUACCUGGAAGUACCACCACCAUUGUUCUGAGAAACCUCAAGCCUGACACACCUUACGCAAUAUCAGUGUUGCCUGUCUACCCUGUCAGGGAGGGGAAACGCCAGUCGGAGAAUGGAAAGACACGUGAGUAGCAACAUCAAAUUAACUGGUAUCCUAUGCAGCUUAUUUUGCAAAGUGAGUUGGGAACAUUGGAAAUAUAAACAGAGAAUUUCCCCAAUAAUCACAGAAUCAUAAUACCACACUUAAAGUCAUGUUAUUUCUAUUCCCAGUGCCUUUGGGUGGAGUGACCAAUCUGCAGGUCACCAAUCCUACCCACACCACCCUAACCACCAGCUGGGAUGCAGCUGACGGCAACGUGCAGGGCUACAAAGUAAUCUACACUCCCGUCGCAGGAGGCCUUGAGAUCAUUGUGAGUACUCUACUGUACUCCUAACCACACUGCCUAUCUCCAUAAGCCUAUAACUCAACUGAUACGGUGAUGUUAAAUUUGUUGACAGUGUAAUCUCCAUGAGGUCAGCCUAACACAAUGGUUUCCAAUCCUGUGGGUGGAAAGAAUCCAGCUUCAUUGCACGGCAUACUUUGUGGAGUGGGGAUUUCGUCAUUCCGGCUUGAGGAGUAGUGUUGAGGAGUUAGCAUUGAGGACUUAGCGUUAUCAGUUAGCCUGCUGUGUUAAGCAUUAUGAGAGGCAGCAGCAGAGUAUUAACGCCGUUGUAGCAUAGCAGUGAUGGAGUUCAGGCUGUGUAGGAGCUAACAGAGUGUGAACAGCUCUGUGAUCACAACUCUAAUGCAAUUGACUUUUUGGUUUGGUCGGUUUAUGUGGAACAAGAUCCUCUAAUGCAUUGUUUUGGUUGAUCUGUUUAGAAUUGGCCUGAACAGUGUGGCGCAUAGCUUGCGCUCUAAAUCAAACCUGUCAAAAUAAACUCCACGGAAGGGUGAGAGAAACUGGAGCAGUUCAUGUAGUUUUACAGACCACACAAUUGUGGUACAUGGGCCUCAUCCUGUGGAUCUGGUGUAUGAGAUAUUAUCUGCAUCCUAAAUGGCACCCUAUUCCCUAUAUAGUGCACUACUUUUGACCAGGGCCCAUAGGGCUCAGGUCAAAAUUAGUGCACUAUGCAAGGAAUAGGGUGUCUUUUGGGAUGCAGCCAUAGUGUUCCAGUAUGUCUGUUGGAGCUGCUGUUGGUGUGACACCAUCUAUUUUUCCAUUGUAGGAGCAAGUCUCAGAGAGCACAACCACCACAGUUCUGAAGAGCCUCUCACCCAACACACAGUACAGAGUCACUGUGCUGCCAGUGUACUCGGAAGGAGAUGGUCAAACCCAGACCGAGGAUGGAACAACAAGUGAGUAACGACAACUUAUUGCACAUGAUGCUCUCAGUGACCAGUGAUAAUUACGGGCAAAUUGUACAGUGAAAGACAUGAAUUACUGUAUAUUAUAAACAUGGUGGUUCGAGCCUUGAAUGCUGAUUGGCUGACAGCUGUGGUAUAUCAGACCGUAUACCCCGGGUAUGACAAAACAUUUAUUUUUACUGCUCUAAUUACGUUGGUAACCAGUUUAUAAUAGCAAUAAGGCACCUCGGGGGUUUGUGGUAUAUGGACAAUUUACCACGGCUAAGGGCUGUAUCCAGGCAUUCCGCGUUGCGUCGUGCAUAAGAACAGCCCUUAGCCGUGGUAUAUUGGCCAUAUACCACACCCCCUCUGGCCUUAUUGCUUAAUUAGCUCAUCUGCAGACAUCAAAUCUUUAGGCAUAUAGUAGUAGUAAAACAUAGCUGUACAACAAGUGUAUUAUGGUUUUCAAAUGGACAUGAUGGCUAAGCUGCCCUGUUUCCUCUUGGUGCUCAGAGCCGCUGGGCUUCGUGAAGAACCUGCAGGUCAUUGAACCCACCACCAGCACCCUGAACGUUCGUUGGGACGCAGCUGAGGGGAACGUGCGCGAGUACAUCAUCGUCUACAUCCCAACUGCAGGCGGGGAGCAGGAAGUGGUACGUCCGGGUCGCCUCACCAACACAACACCCCUACUAACGCACUGAGAAUGGUAUAUUCCAGUGGAGGGUGAAAUCCAUUACAAUCAGCCCAUCCUUCCAUUUAAAGUGACAUAAGCCGAUGGUGUUUACCCCAGUAGCUAGUCAACAUGGCUCAAGUGUAAGUAAGCCCAGUUUCUGACUUAUAUUCUCUCUUCUUCUUUCUUGAACAGGACCAGGUGUCUGGAACAACGACCACCACUGUUCUGAAGGAACUGAAUCCAGACACUGAAUACACUGUGACAGUUGUGCCUGUCUACCAUGAGAUGGAGGGUCUCUCUAGGUCUCAGAAUGGAAAGACAAGUGAGUUGAACUGAACGGGUUGAAAUGAUUCAAAGACCAUCUAAGAAAGGGAUCAUUUUCUAAAUGUCUGCUACUUGUUCAGCUUGUACAGUACUGUAAGUGUGAUGCUAUAACAUUGUCUCCUCUGCCUCAGAUCCUUACGGUGGAGUGAAGAACUUGAAGGUCAUCGACCCCACCAUCAACAGUCUGUCUGUUCGCUGGGACCCGGCUGUCGGUAACGUGCGCAACUACAAGGUCUUCUACGUGGCCCAGCCAGAUGGGAAGGAGCAAAUGGUAUAUCUCCUAUUCAUCUAUUUAGAAAUUUUACUGUCAACUCAGUCAUGUUUACACUAUAAUCAGACAAUGUAAUUGUCAUACAGUACUAACAUUGAUCUUCACUUUCCCUGAACAGGAGCAAGUCUCAGGGGGCACCACCAACCUUCUCCUGCGUAACCUGGAGUCCGAUACCCAAUACAACGUGUCUGUUGUCCCGGUCUACCCAGACGUGGACGGCAUAAUGCAGUCUGAGAUGGGAAAAACAAGUGAGUGAAGCAUUUCAAAACGUUCUUUUGCUCAGAAACCCCAUACUAUAACACUUUUGAAGCAUAUAGCUGUCAACAUUUAAGUCAACUUAUUUAAUUUUUUUAUACAUAGUUUUUGACAUCUACAGAGUGGGGUCUGAAAUUAUUGACAAACUUGAUAAAGAUGACCAAAGAUGAAAUUAUAUAAUUUUUUACAAGUACAGUUGCUCAGAGAACGAGAUUUUGUUUAACAAGUAAUAUUAAUUUUUCUCAAAAAGUUAGAAUUUAAAAUGAUUGACACCCCUGUUUUCAAUACCUUUAAAUACCUUGCCUUGAGAGAAUAAUGCCAACUUUUUCUCAAAUGUUUUAUGAGUUGGAAAAUACAUUGGGAGGGAUCUUAGACCAGUCCUCCAUACAGAAUCCUUCCAGAUCCUUGAUAUUCUUCGUCUGCGCUUAUGGACUGCCCUCUUCAAUUCAAACCACAGGUUUUCAAUAGGUUUCAGGUCCGGAGACUGAGAUGGCCAUUACAAAAUAUAGAUUAUGUGGCAAAUUAACCAUUUCUUUGUGGAUUUUGAUGUGAGCUUGGGGUUAUUGUCUUGCUGGAAGAUCCACCUGUGGCCAAGUUUCAGCCUCCUGGCAGAGGCAACCAGGAUUUUGGCUAAAAUAUCCUGGUAAUGGGUAAAGUUCAUGAUGCCGUUGACAUUAACAAGGGCAUGGAAAUAGAGGUCUUUGGCCACACACACCAGUGGUGGGUUUGGCAUUGAAAUGACAAUGCAGGAGCAGAAAACAACCCCAUACCUACUGUAAAAUAUGGUGGUGGAUCUUGGAUGUUAUGGGGCUAUUUUGCCUCCACUGGUCGUUGGGCCCUUGUUAAGGUCAACAGCAUCAUGAACUUUAUCCAGUACCAGGAUAUUUGAGCCAAAAACCUGGUUGCCUCUGCCAGGAAGCUGAAACAUGACGGCAAGUGAUCUUCCAGUAAGAACAUAACCCCAAACACACAUCAAAAUUCACAAAGGAAUGGUAAAUUGGUCACAAAAUCAAAAUUCUGCAAUUGUCAUCUCAGUCCCCUGUAGCUCAGUUGGUAGAGCAUUGCGCUUGCAACACCAGGGUUGUGGGUUUGUUUCCCACGGGGGGCCAGUAUGAAAAAUUUAUGCACUCACUAACUGUAAGUCGCUCUGGAUAAGAGCGUCUGCUAAAUGACUAAAAUGUAAAUGUAAAUGUCUCUUGAAACCCAUUGAAAACCAUUGAAACCGAUUGAAAACCUGUGGUUUGAAUUGAAGAGGGCAGUCCAUAAGCGCAGACAAAGGAUAUCAAGGAUCUGGAAGGAUUCUGUAAGGAAGAAUGGUCUAAGAUGUUGUCCAACUAGAAAAACAUUUUAGAAAAAGGCUCAGUGCCGUUAUCCACUCAAGGUGAGGUAUUGAAAGAUGUUGAAAACAGAGGUGUCAAUAAUUUUGACUUCUACCUUUUUGAGAUAAAAAAGUAUUACUUGUUUAACAAAAUCUCUUUCUCUGACCAAUUGUAUUAGUAUAAAAUGAUAUACUUUCCCAAUUUUUUUGGAGCACACAAUAUAGUUCAAUAUUUGAAUUAUUUAUUUUACACAGUCAUUUCUGCUCAUUUUUAUCAAGGGUGUCAAUAAUUUCAGACCCCACUGUAUAUGCUUCCAUAUCAGACUCAGUAACAGCUUGAGGACAUUGGUGCCAUUUACUUGGAGUGAUAUUGAUGUGUUACUUCUUCCUCAGAGCCUCUGGGUGGAGUGAAGAACCUGCAGGUGACUGACCCCACCACCAACUCCUUGAGAGUCCGCUGGGAGCCAGCUGAGGGGGAUGUGCGCCAGUACACUGUCAUCUAUGCCCCGCUAGCAGGAGGGCCUGAACUCACGGUACAAAGACAACACUUCCUUUCAUAGUGCAUCAAAGCGAUAUCUGCACACUCUCUAACUUGAGCAUUUUGAGCACUAUAAACAUUGAAUACUUGAAUUUGCUAUGUCUUUAGUAGAGUGGUUUUUCUUUACGUUCUUGUUAAUCUCUUUUUCACAGACCGCAGUUUCUGGGAUGUCAACCAACACCGUUCUAAGGAACCUUGUGCCAGACACAGAGUACAAAGUGACAUUGGUGCCUAUGUAUGGCGAUAUUGAAGGGAAGAGAAAUUCUGAAAAUGGAAAGACAAGUAAGUCAUGACUGAACAAACUACACAAUGCCGGGAAAAUACAGUGAGAAAAAUACAAAUGUGCUACAAAAUAGAAAAAGUGAUUUGAUGCUAAACUCGUUGUUUGGUGACUUGUCAGAGGCUUUGGGCGGGGUGAAGAACCUGCAGGUCACCGACCCGACUACUAGCUCCCUCAAGGUGCGCUGGGAGCCAGCGGAGGGCAACGUGCGCCAGUACCGUCUCUUCUAUGUCCCUGCCUCUGGCGGAGCCGAGGACAUGGUAAGACCACCAACUAUCUGUGCCUUAACAUCUGAUACUGUACAGGGUAUCUCUUGACCAACCAGAAUUGAGUUGAGUAUGGCAUCCAUAUUAGGAAUUUGUUUACCUAAAAUCUGACGACUUCCUAAUAUGGAUGCCGUAGGAUUAAACCAAUCUAUGGUAAAAACAUUGAUAAUGCAACUCAAACAUCUCUCUGUGAACAGGAGCAAGUGUCUGGUGGCACCACCGCUACCGUCCUGAGGAACCUUCUCUCAGACACGCCCUACACCGUCACCGUGGUCCCCGUCUACCCCGAAGGAGAGGGCCUGCGCCAGUCUGAGACUGGAAAGACACGUAAGUUAUCAACUGAGGAAACUCAAGUAAUCAGUUUUUGUUUUAAUUGGGAUUAAGACAUGCUCUUUUCAGUUGGUUUGAUUCAGUAGCAUCUUAAAUCCGGAGCCUGUUUGGUUUUUCCAGAGUUUGGACUCAGAUCUCAAGAUAGAUCUCAGGAUAAUAGAUACCCUCAUAGGGAAACAUUGUUAUUCAGGUCAACGUUUACACAACUGAGUGGGAAUAUAUAUCUUUUUUUAUUCCAAUCCCCGAACCAGAUAGCAUUUGCAACCCCCUCCUGGAACAAAGGGGUAGCUUAUCUCACCAUAAUAAUAAUAAUUGCUGGUUGGGUUGCCCUGCCUGUGUCUGUGCAGUUUUUAUACCCUGUUGUGUGCAUCGGUUUUGUUUCUGCUCAAAUGGCUUGCCAUGCUGAGUCAGCAGAAAUCCAUCCCAGAGAAGUUAAUUGGAAAGCUGUGAUUCCAGCGGAGCAUAUCAGUAAUACAGAGCUUAUGGUGCAUAAUGAUUCCACAGGAGGUUCCAGAGACUCCGUUGUGCAAGGCUAAUAUGAAAAUGUCCAAUGGAAGUCAAGCAUUUUAUUUGAACUCACUAAGUCCUUGUCAGUUUCAAGUCUUUUAGACAGACACAGAUUUAUGAUCAUUGAUUCAUAUCUGAUGUGCUCUGAUCCCCGGCCAAAUGUGAAGAGAUGUUUGACAGAGUAAUCUUCCUAAAGACACCAUAUGCAUGUGGACUUGUACAAGUGUUCAGAAUAGAAAGAAGCUCACUGUUGGACAAAUAGGUUCUACUUUGCUUCUGAAUAAGGUGGCUGGGUCUGUCUACCUACUACAUCUAGCUUUAUUGGGCUAAAGUGCUGAAUGCCAGAGGAAUAUGCACAUCUGUUUUAGUUUAAACGGGAAGUUAAGAGGUUUUUGCAUAAACCCAAACUGUGUUGCUUCUCUCUAUGUGCUGUCUACAUAGACACUAUAAAAUCACUUGGUUUCUGGAGUUUGCGUUCCUCAGCAUUUAAGUCUUUUUUUUUUUUUACUGAGCUACGUCCUAUUUGAAACUUAGCAGUCUAAUAAUUCUAAAAUGUUCUUGUCGUAUUUUUACUUAAUUACUUUUAAAUGGACUCAAAGCUUGAUAAGGCAUUGUAGAGUGAAAUCAAAGUUGUUUUUAAACUUGUUAGGGGAAGUCAACAGUUGCCCUCUCCCCUUUUGACUUUCUCUGACCCUCUGUGACCCCCAGUUCCACGCACCCCUCCUAAGAACGUCCAGGUGUACAACCCCACCACCAACAGCCUGAAUGUGCGCUGGGAGCCCGCCUCUGGCCAGGUGCAGCAGUACCGUGUUAUCUACACACCUCUGUCCGGAGAAAGACCUGCAGAGACGGUAAGUUUACUGGAUGCAUCCCAAAUAGCACCCUAUUCCCUAUGUAGUGCACUAUAUAGGGAAUAGGGUGCCAUUUGGAACAUACAAACUAUCUCUCUCCACUGUUAACCAGAAGCUGUCAUUAUACUGAGACGAUGACUACCCUGGGGGGGGGGGUUGGUCUUAAUUCAUGCAGAAAUCCAGACUUUUUGGCUUUUAAUUAUCUGAAUAUCAGGAUUGGUUUUAUGCACCGAUGUACAUAUCUUGGAUUACAGGAGAAAGAUACAGCUAAUUGCCCUACAAAUAGCUUUUACUGUGUCACUAGGAGUUUGGAAAAUGUGGACAUCCACAUCUGUGAGAGACAUCGAUGCAAAUUCUUACAUUUGAAGUUUUGGAGGGCAUAAGGCCUUGGUUGGAGGAUAAUGAGGCUGUUUUUAUGAUUAUAAUGUUCUUUGAUGCAGCAGUAGGCCUUAAAAAAGCCUAAUGGUAAGGGAGUUUUUUCCCCAAAGCAUUUGUCAGCUAAGCAAACAUCUCAAUGUGGCUCCAUUUCUAAGGAAGACAGCCUUUUUAGUGGUUUCAGGAAAGAUACUGUGUUAUAGACUUCAGCUACCUGCAUGUCUUGUCCAUCACUCUUUCAACAGAGAUGUUCAGUUGAAUCCCCUGAUAAGCUGUAGAUGAGGGUAUACUACUUUAAAGAUUAUGUAAUGGCCAUGCCUCAGACAUGCUAAUAGAUAAUGGGCUGCGUAGUGAUAGUGAUUACCCUGAUGAUAUGGCAAGACUAGUCUCCACUGUUGUUAGAAACAGGGGUGAGAUACACGUUGAGGCCUGUCCAAUGACAGAGCACUGGUCUCGUGCUGUUGGUUACGUCGUCUUCAUUUGCCGGAUACUCCAUAACACUAACUGUUUAUCAAUCACUUUUAAGCAAAAUGAAUGCAUUUGUUUAGCUUUUUAAACCUCUUCAGGACUUUGUUAGUACUUCACGUUAGCCUUUGCACUAGGCUCCCUCCAAGAAGACACUAGCAGGGAUUAACAGUGAGCUCAUUAUGUACAUUACCAGUGCCAGAGCAGUAUGUAAUGCUUGAAGAAGCUCAUUUGAGGGUGCAUCUAUGGGCCCUGGUCAAAAGUAGUGCUCUAAAUAGGGAAUAGGGUGCCAUUUGGAACACAAACCAAGAUUCCUCUCGGGUAAGCCAUCAUUGUGAUCUAUGUCCUGUGACCUCUCCAAAGGUCUUGGUCCCGGGUAACAUCAACAACGCGUUCCUGGAUUCGCUCAUUCCCGACACGACGUACUCGGUAAGCGUCCUGGCUCUGUACGCCGACGGGGAGGGACCACCGGUGAAGGGAGACGGCAAAACAUGUGAGACUUGAAUCCAAUCAAACGGACUUUGUUGUAUACAUUGGGACUACUGACUCAUGCGGCUCUUGUUUACAUUGAUAUUACUCGUGCUUCCACACAUACUUGCUUAUACUGUAGUCUACAUUCAAGUACGUCCGCACACACAUGCACGUAGCUAUAUACAACAAACACAUGUUGUAGCGGUGGUUGCUAGGUGCAUGUGGCGUGCGCUGUUGCUCGGUGCAUGUGUGUGAGUGUAACCCAGUGUUGUUGCUGUUGCAGUGCCCCGUGUUGGACCUAGGAACCUGCGGGUGUUUGAUGCCACCACCAACACACUGACCAUCGGCUGGGACCACGCUGAGGGACCUGUGCAGCAGUACAAGAUAGCCUACGCCCCCACCACAGGAGACCCCAUCACUGAGUUUGUGAGUUCAAAGUCUUUCUCAACAGACUUUCAUGUAACACAGGACUUUGAGUUUGACUCAAUGGAUGAGUGAGUUCAUGACCUAAACAUGUCUCAUUUUAUAUUUAGCUAAGUGGCAAAUCAAAUACACAUCCAUACACUUGCAUUAACCUUCUGUUCAACGUGAUACUACUGCCAAAGCACUGAAGGCAUACAAAGGCAUAUGUUGGUGCCUGUUUGGUUAACUCCAGCAGUUAAUUGCUGAUUAGUAAGAUGAAUUAUAGGCUCAGUAAGAUCAAUAUUAUCAAUGGAAACAUUAUGUUACAUUACAUUCUAUUAUUAAUUAAUUUAAACAUGUGAGCUGGCGCACCAGUUAAGGAUAGCACAGCUGUACCACAUCAUUACUCCCUCCCUAGCAAGGUAACUAUUGUGUUAACAAAUGCUACAUAACUAGAGAAAAAUGUAAGGAGUCUUUUAGCAUGCGGCGUUUGAAAUGAAAGGUCACUAGAGCUAAUCGUCCAAUGUUUUUUCAAAGAGGACAGGAAACGUUCAUUAAUAGCCUCCUGAUUACACCCUUUUUCUCUAUGCUGCAGUAAUGUAGGAACUAGCCUAGCAUCGACGAUUAGCUUCCAUUAGCAAUUACGUUCCUUUGUGUGUUGAGGCACUUUGCUCCACUAGGAGCUGAAAGGAAUAUGUCAAAUAAGUCAAGUGUGUUGAGAAGCCAUUUUUUGAAUGAACUGAUAGUUAUUUCUGGUGCUUUUCCUUACAGACCGUUGUUCCUGGCAACAGAAACAAUGCCAUCCUGCAGAACCUGCUUCCUGACACUCCCUACAACAUCACUGUGGAAGCCAUCUAUGCUGAUGGAGCAGGGGGAUCGCUGAACGGGCCCGGACGCACAGGUAACGCGGUUAGAAAAGUGGUCAGGAAGUGUUCAGUCUGGUAUACUGUAUACCUAAUGGUCUAGCUAGCUGGACAGAAUUUCCAAGCCUGAUGAGCUGGGAGUGAGACCUGUGCACAGGAGUGGAAAAUACUUACAAGAGCCAUACAAAAUAGCCAACCGAUUCCAACAUGUUUCAGUUUGAAGAGUUUGGAGGAUUGGGAAUUCACAGUAGAGCAACUGGGAAAGUUCGACGACUGGCGAACAUUAGCCCCGAGUUACACAAACAAUAGAAACUUUAUGUUUUGGCUUGGACCGAGGCACCAUUGUGCCAGCUAGGUAGUUUGGAUGGGCAACGCUCCAAUGGGGAGUUCAUGCCGCACCCGACUACCCACCCACCCACCCACUGCCCAGCUCCCUCAGCAAGACCAUGGAAAAAUCUAUCCAAUCUAAACACGUAUUACUCAUAAUAGUCUUCAUAAACAGAGGAGGAGGAAAAACAGCAGUAGUCUAGCAGCAUGCCGGGCUGUGUGCUAUGGUAAUGUACUGCCUUACUGCACUGGGGGCUAGUUAGACUGGAAAUGGUGUCAUGGCCCUACUUGUUGUUGAGAGUAAUUGCCAUGACUGAUUGAAUGUUGACAUGUUUCUGCUCACUCUGUUGCUCUGCCUUGGUUACAGUUGGCCUGCUGGAGCCCAGGAACCUGCGCGUCUCGGACGAGUGGUACACCCGCUUCCGUGUUGCCUGGGACCCUUCGCCGUCUCCGGUGCUCGGAUACAAGCUGGUCUACACGCCUGCGGGUGAGAUGAUGUCAGACUCUGGGCCACGUGCAUGCAAUCAUGAGCAGGGACCCAUAACACCCUGAGUUACAGCACUUCACAAUGUCAUGUUUUGUCAUACCGUGUUUUACCCAUCAAAGUUCCCAGUGCAAAGCCAAAGUUUGACAGCAAUGAAUAAGUAAUGAUCCAUAAUAAUUUGCAUGAAAUCUAAGGGCCAUCUUUACAUUUCAAAUGAGAUGAUUUCAGGUUUAGAUAGGUCUGCUCUUCUCCUCUCCUCAUGAGUAAAGUUGAGAUUGUGUUGUAGUGUUGUUGUUGUUAAUGUAGAGAUUGUGUUGUAGUUUUGCGGUUGUUAAAGUAGAGAUUGUGUUGUAGUGUUGCUGUUGUUAAUGUAGAGAUUGUGUUGUAGUGUUGUUGUUGUUAAUGUAGAGAUUGUGUUGUAGUGUUGCUGUUGUUUAUGUAGAGAUUGUGUUGUUUUUGCCUGCAGGAGAAGAUCAGAGUAAGAGCUUGGACGUGUUUGUGGGUGACGUGACUUCAUACACUGUCCAGAACCUCCUCCCUGGCACCACCUACGAUGUCAAAGUGUUUGCCCAGUAUGAUGCUGGCAUGAGCGGGGCCCUCGAAGGACAAGGAACAACACGUAUGUAUCUGAUCAACACAAGUAUAAUCUUUAUGAAGCAUCAAUGUCAACCAUCCCAAAUGGCUCCCUAUAUAGUGGAUUACUUUUGAACCAGAGCCCUAUGUACCCUGGUCGGUAGUAGUGCACUAUAUAGGGAAUAGGGUGCCAUUUGGGACUCAGUCUUGAAGUCAGUCUGAGACACUUCUUCUUAUGUUCUGCUCCACAGUCUACCUGAACGUCACCAACAUUGAGACCUACAACGUUGGCUUCGACAAGUUCUGCAUCAAGUGGAGUCCUCACAGGGCUGCCACCUCCUACAGGAUCAAGCUCAACCCUCUGGACCGUAAGUCUCAGCCAAACAUUCAUUUCAGAUUGCACCUUUAAGCUUUGAUACAUGAGAGACUCUAUUUCUACCCUGAAGAAUUGCUGCAUUAUAAUUGAGUUUAUGCUUCCUCUUAUGCCUGAAACAAUAAAGGAGAUUUCAGAAGGAGCAUCAACACAUGAUGUAGUGGGUGUUAGUCAGUCACUAGUCAGAUAUGCUAUAGAUCCACCACUGAUCGUAGCCUCACCCUCCUCUUUAUUCAGAACAUUGGAAUGGUACGGUGCUGGCUGUUGAGAUUGGGUCUAGACAUUCACACAACUGUUUAUCCUCAGCCCUCCACUGUGUUUAUCUCUCGAAGGAAAAUGCAUGAUGUGGUGUGUUCUGAAAGCAUCUGACCACCAAGUUUAAAUUCUCUCUCUGUCUGAAAAGAUUACAUCCUUUUAAUUACUGUCGCCUUUGAAUCCAUCUGUAUUAAUGUUCGCACGUAGACCUAGGGCUGUGGCAGUAUUGACAUUUUGUCAGAUGGUAACUGUCAUGCAAAUAACUGCCGGUCUCACGGUAAUUAACCGUUAAUUAACAUAAACAUGUUUAGCAUAUCCAUGCCCCCACGAAUACAAGCUGCUGAUUUGGAACAUCUCCAUUUUUUCUAAGUCUAAUAAAUCCAUUUAAUAUACACCAUCACAAUCAAUCCAUUAUAUAUUUUACGGCAGGUCUUAAGAAACAUUAUGGUAUGAAGAAAAUGUAUUUCAGAAGAACAGAAUAGCAUAUUCUGAGUCAGCCUACUGUAUGUUAUCUGGCUAUGUGCCAUGCCAAUGGCAGCCUAGGCUGUAGGCUAGUUCAUUUAGUAGACAAGAUAUGCUCAUAAAUUAUAAUUUUUGGCACCUUUAGUUGUGAAUGAUACAAACUUUAACAUUUCUUAGAAAUUAAAACAUAUGGGCUGCAUGAUGCGACUAUAUUGAUGAUUUGGAAAAAGUCGCAAAAAAAGCUUGCGCUCUGUUCCUUGCCUCAGGUUGCGCUAGCUGUUCUCUCAUCAAGUGAUAAUAUUCUCACCCAUCAGACUAUUCUCAAUGUAAUCUUGGCUUUAUUUAUAUGUGAAAUUCGUUUUGAUUUAGAAUGGGCCAUUAUCAUCCGUAUGCACUCGAAAAGCGUAUGGAGGCUGCGCUUUCCCGUGGUUCCUUUUUCAAUCAUGCUGGUAGGCUACUCCGGUUUUACAGCGGAGCAAUGUGCUUAAAGGAACAUUUCUAAAUGUUUCAACUUCAAAUUCCUCAUCUCCAGCACCACCCCAACAAUAACAAAUGUGAAAAUGUCACAUUUCUAUGUUUUGUGGAAAAAAAGAUAGAGGAAGAUAAGUGUUUCCAAUGACAUCAUCAGUGUGCAUCAUGUGAUUUUAACCAAUUAUGAGUAGGCAUUGCCUACUAAUUGCCUACUAAUUGGUUGAUGAUGUCAAGUAUUCAGACUUUUUCCACAUUUUGUUACGUUACAGCCUUAUUCUAAAAUUGAUUGUUAAUUGUUUUCCUCAUCAAUCUAUACACAAUACCACAUAAUGACGAAGCAAAAAUAGGUUUUUAUAUAUAAAAAAACAAAAAAACGAAAUAUCACAUUUAUAUAAGUAGUCAGACCCUUUACUCAGUACUUUGUUGAAGCACCUUUAGCAGCGAUUACAGCCUCGAGUCUUCUUGGCUAUGACACUACAAGCUUGGCACACCUGUAUUUGGGGAGUUUCUCCCAUUCUUCUCUGCAGAUCGUCUCAAGCUCUGUCAGGUUGAAUGGGGAGCGUCGCUGCACGGCUAUUUUCAGGUCUCUCCAGAGAUGUUAGAUCGGGUUGAAGUCCGUGCUCUGGCUGGGUCACUCAAGGAAAUUCAGAGACUUAGUUAUGCACACUCAAGUUUACUGUUUUUUUGUCUUAUUUCUUGUUUGUUUCACCCCAAAAUAUAUUUUGCAUCUUCAAAGUGGUAGGCAUGUUGUGUAAAUCAAAUUAUACAAACCCCCCAAAAAUCCAUUGUAAUUCCAGGUUGUAAGGCAACAAAAUAUGAAAAAUGCCAAGGGUGGUGAAUACUUUCGCAAGCCACUGUACAUUUGGUCUGCAGUUGUGAGGCAGGUUGGACGUACUGCCAAAUUCUCUAAAACGACGUUGGAGGCGGCUUAUGGUAGAGAAAUGAACAUUAAAUUCUCUGGCAACAUCUCUGGUGGACAUUCCUGCAGUUAGCAUGCCAAUUGCACACUCCCUCAAAACUUGAGACAUCUGUGGCAUUGUGUUGUGUGACAAAACUGCACAUUUUAGAGUGGCCUUUUAUUGUCCCCAGCACAAGGUGUAUAAUGAUCAUGCUGUUUAAUCAGCUUCUUGAAAUGCCACACCUGUCAGGUGGAUGGAUUAUCUUGGCAAAGGAUAAAUGCUCACUAACAGAGAUGUAAACAAAUGUGUGCGCAAAAUGUGAGAAUAAUAAGCUUUUUGUGUAUGGAAAAUAUCUGGGAUCUUUUAUUUCAGCUCAUGAAACAUUGGACCAACACUUUACAUGUUGCGUUUAUAUUUUUGUUCAGUAUAGUAGUAGUAGAAAGCUGGGAUUAUCAUAUUUUUAGUGGCAACCAUCAGGUACUGUAGCUAAAGGUAAUGUGUCAGCCUAUUAAUUAUGAAAAUAUAAACAUUUCCCUAUUACUAGACUAUUCAAAAUCAAAUAAAGAUUCACUAUAAUUGUAGGCUAAAAAUACUCUGUAACACCCCUGCACAAUCAAUGAACCAACAGCCUCGCCUAGGCCUAUAUGUUCUCUCCCAGACUCAUAGAUAUAACGUUUGGAGCCUAGUAUAAGGUAACCAGCCCAUCCAGUAUGCAUAAUAAUACAGUUCAUAUUCAAAAGCGAUUACUAGAGUUUGUUUAAUUUUGGAGUAGCCUAUAGGCUAGAACAAUUACGUACCAAAGACAUCUUCAAUUGUAAAAAAUAUAUAUAUAUUAAAUCUGCCGUGCGUAAUACGCGAUAGACUAUUAGGCUAUGUAUUGUGUAACGGCACAAUCAUUAUUUUUUUUCAGAUUUUUUUUCAGUAGACCCGGGGUAUAAACUGUUAAAAACAGGCAGCAGUAUCGCAAGGAUUUAAAUAUGGACAUGGUAGUCAUUACCCAUGACACAUUUCCAAACUUAAGCAGGCUUUGCUUGUGUGAGAAAGACAGCUGCUGUAGAAAACACUCACCGAAAGUAAACAGUCCCCAAGGUUUGAGAAGCUAGCAACCUUUUAAAGAUGCAGCACAGACAGGCUGAGCUUCCAAGUCAGUAUUAGAAUGCCAAUUGUUUGUUACUGAAGUGGAAUGCAAAUAGUGGUUGAGGAGCGAGGAUCAUGGCAUACAUCUCUGCGCAAGAAUCUUGGUCUUCUAAAACAAUGAUUUAGCUAUUUAUAAUGACAAUGAGAACCUUCAGCAGAAAGGGGUCAGCCCAGGAGAAGUGAUUGAGGGGAUAAUUUGCCCUUAUAAGGCCAUUGUCCUGGUCUCAUAGUUCAUUUGACCAAAAAUACCACAACUUUCUGCAUUUUCCCCAAAACAAUUCAUAUUGAAUUACAUGUGUAGCGUGAUAUCGCUGAUAUUACAUGUAUUUUGACAUUAUUGCUUUACCGCAGAACUGUCAUAGCCCCAGCUGAAUGGCAUUAACUCUGCUUUGCUUACUCAGAGAAGACCCGUGAUUUUUAUUAGGAACAACGUUUCAGGCAGCAGCCUCGGCAGUCAACACAUGUCAAUAUGUUUCUCUUCUCAACAUAUGUCAACAUGUUUCAUAUUUCUCUUUGUUUUGUCUGUGUGUAGCCUCCAGUAAAGGUCAGCAGGAGAUCACCAUCACUGCAGCUCAGAGCCAGUACUGCUUCAAGGGUCUCUCCCCUGACGCUCUCUACAGCGCCACCGUGUUCGUUCAGACCCCUAACCUCGAGGGCCCUGGAGUCAGUACCAAAGAGAGAACAUGUGAGUAUUUACAUUUGAGUCAUUUAGCAGACACUCCUAUCCAGAGCGACUUACAGUCAGUGCAGUUACCGAAGUAGUCUUCAGCUUUUUACAAAAGUGGUGCCAAUGUGCUAUCCGAAUUUGUCAUUUCUUUGUUGAUGUUUACUGACACUUUGUCUCUUUCUCAAAGUGGUCAAACCUACUGAAGCCCCAACGCUACCCCCCACUCCUCCACCACCUCCUACCAUUCCUCCUGCAUGGGCAGGUAAGAACCAAUGGCGCCAUGAUGACUACGACAUACAGUAUCCAUCACCUCCAUAGUACCAAAGCACCAAACGGCACCACAUUCACCAAUGCUAUAUGGAAAAUUUGAAGCCUUGCUUGGAGCCCAAACUAGCUGUCAACUGCAAAGUCAUCGACAUUUUAAUUUGAAUGUGUUUUAGUGCGAUUAGUUGAGAGUCAUAAAAGCCAGGUUCAGAAAACAUGCAAUGCACUCAAAAUCUUACUAUUUGGCAGAAGCAGAGACCUGCAGACGUAUUUAUUCUAGAUCAGAGUGGUGCCAGUGUUAAAGUAAUGGCCGCCACAUGCUCGACACAGACCCUCCAGGGUUUUCAAUGGGAACACACCCAUUGACUAAUGACUAACCUAGGUGUUGAGAAAGGAAGAAUUCCAAAGAAGCUGUUUGUUUGAUAAGGAAUUGUGUAAAACUUAUUUAUGCAUUCAGACUUGGAGGAAGGGGAUUGCGAGAGAUAAAAAAAAUAAAGUGCUCUAUCACAUCAGGCAGACAUUAUCUCGUGAUUUGCCAACUCCUUUUGUUGUGCUAAGAGAGAAAGCCAUUAAAGAACAGUUCAUUUCCAGCCUUUAUGGUGACCAAAUGUUCCUUGUUUUGUUAGUUUUUUCAGGAAAGUGUGAUCAAUUAAACCAAUAAUUGCCAUGUAUAGCUUCAUUAUGUAAUUUCUUUCUCUCAAUGAUUUUGUUUGUGAGAUUCCUGUAGACGUUUUUAUUUUCGAGGUUGUCGACUCUCAUUAUGAUGCCAUUCUCUGUUAUCGGUCCUGGUGUUGCAGGCAGCCCAGAAUCUGGUGCCUGCCAUGGAAUCUUUUAAGUGCAGUUCACUGAGUUCUUUUUAUUUUGCCUCAGUGUGCAAAGGUGCCAAGGCAGAUGUGGUGUUCCUUAUUGACGGCUCGUGGAGUAUCGGAGAAGACAGUUUCCGGAAAGUGGUGCAGUUCAUCUUCAGCAUGAUUGGAGCAUUCGACGUCAUCGGAUCGACAGGAAUGCAGGUGUGUAGUGCUGUAAAUAGUGGAAAAAGCAUGUUGUAAUUGUUAGUCACCUUGGCGAACUGUUUAGAAUCAUACUAUAACUCCUUGCAGAGAUGUUCACAAGUCUUUGAGGUCGAGUCCAAGUCAAGUCGCAAGUCUUUUAGGGCCAAGUCUAAGUCAAGUCUCAAGUCCCUUUUGGCAAUGGCUUUCUGCCUGCUGUGGGUUAGGUGUAUAAACCUUGUAAAUUAUUUGAAGAGACUCCCUUGUUAAUUAGUCCAUACUUGUAUGAAAGAAAGCACAUCAGGCACUAUUUAAAUCAAAAUAAAUUUCCUUUAAAAAUGUAGACAGUUAAUGUUAAUAAAAGUCAUUGUACCGGAUAUGAAGAAAAAGCUAACAUAACAUUUUAAAGUGCAUGGUAUUUUGUGGCAGACAUUCUCUAUAUUUCACUUCAUUCUGUCACACAACAGAACAUCUAUAGGUGAGGGAAGGUAAAUUACAAGUAUGAAUGUAAACUAAAAUGACUGACAACUGUUCAAUAACUGCUGUACUAAAGUGUCCUAUAUAUCAAACGUAAUGACCUUUAUCCCUAAAAUAUACUUACUGACCUGGACACUUAACAACAGAAAUACAAUUUCCUGUAACAAGUAGCAAAUUACGUCCUGUGCCCUAAGACAGAGAACAUUUCUGUUGCAGAGAGGUUACAUUUCAGAAAGAUCAAGUUUGUCGGUGUUCUUGCACUGAGCCUGGCACAUGAUGAGGCUUCCAUGACUAAACACUCUCUACACUGGGGCACUGGUGGCAGGGACAGCCAACACUGUCAUUGCUACCUGCUUGAGCCUUGGAAAGUGUUUUGCAUGGAUUCUCCAAAAAUCCACAAGUUUUGCAAACAGCAUUUCGUUUUUUGCAACUGGCAUUAUACUGCAGGUUCUUGUAACCAAAUGUAAUAACGAAAGCCUCACCACCUGAUGACAUUGUUGCUGAUUACGAUUGUUUAGCUGUAGUACUACAGUGACGUAGAAAUGACAGAGACAUUCUAGAAAGCUUUUCAGCCCUCUGUAUUACAAUGUGGUCCUCUGUAGCUCAGCUGGUAGAGCACGGCGCUUGUAACGCCAAGGUAGUGGGUUCGAUCCCCGGGACCACCCAUACACAAAAAUAUAUGCACGCAUGACUGUAAGUCGCUUUGGAUAAAAGCGUCUGCUAAAUGGCAUAUUAUUAUUAUUAUUAUAAUGUGUUACAAUGCCGCCUGUUCCAUGUUAUCUGACAGAAUGCACAACAAAAACGUAUCCCAGUACUGACUUGCAUUGUUCACGAGUCCAAGUCAAGUCUCAAGUCAAUUGAUCACAAGUCUAAGUAAAGUCGCAAGUCGACUUAAGCGCGACUCGAGUCUGAGUCUCAGACUCGAGUUUCCAUCUCUGACUCCUUGUAAUGCUCAUGUCUUUUUACUUUGGAAACAGGUGUCGUUCGUGCAGUACAGUGACGAAGCAAAGACAGAGUUCAGGCUGAAAUCUUACUCGGACAAGGGCAGCGCUCUCGCCGCUCUACAGCUGAUCCAGUACCGAGGAGGAAACACUAAGACCGGUGAGGCUCCCCAAACCCAGCUCCCACCAACUAGGGUGUGUCCCAAAUGACACCCUAUUCCCUAUAUAGUGCACUUCUUUUGACCAGAGCCUUACGGGCCCUGAUCUAAAGUAAUGUACUAUAAAGGGAAUAGGAUGCCAUUUGGGAUGCAGCACUAGUCACUGGUUGUAAAAGUUACUUUACAAUGGACACCAACAUGUUUAAUUGGAGCCAGUCUAAACAUGCUUAGUCUUUAAAUAUCCAUCCUUUGAAUAUACAUUGUUGUCUAACAUCACAUUCAUUAAAUUCAAAUUAAAUUAAUCAACAUUUCUUUGUUCAUGAUCAGGCGCUGCUCUGAGGCAUGUCAAGGAGAAGGUGUUCGCCCCAGAAAAUGGAAUGAGGAGGAAUGUCCCCAAGGUUGUGGUAGCUGUCACAGAUGGUCGCUCUCAGGAUGAGGUUAAGAAAAACGCUGCCGCACUGCAGCAUGCUGGUAAGGGUUACUCCGUUUUCUGCACAGCAAUCUUCCAGUCAACCCAUUGUCAAUCAUAUCCCAUAAUGCUUGUAAAUGUUGUCAUUGAGGUAUCAGCAAUCUGUAGCAUUUCAGAAUCACCCCAUGCAUAUACUGUAGUUGGUUUUCUGAGAAUGGAUGUGUUCCUCCUCUAGGUUACAGUGUGUUUGUGGUUGGUGUUGCCGAUGUGGAUUUUGCUGAGCUGCAGAACAUUGGCAGCAAGCCAAGCGACAGACACAUCUUCGUUGUGGACGACUUUGAUGCCUUUGCAACUAUCCAAGACAACCUUGUGACCUUCAUUUGCGAAACAGCAACAUCAUGUAAGCUGUUUUGUUGUUUGUUAUUUUGGAUACCACUUAUAGUAUUUAGCAGUAAGCGAUUCAUUUAUCGCCCAUGAUAAAAUGUAUCGCCCAUGAUACAAUUCUAGAAACAAAUUGAAUUGUUGCUAAUCUUUGAUAUUAUCUUCACAGCUUGUCCCCUGAUCUACCUGAAUGGAUUCACAUCACCUGGUAACAAUGCUCAGAUUAUUCUUUAUGUACAUCCCAAAUUAGAACCAACUGCAUCAUUUCCUCAUUGGUUGUCAAUGAGGAACUUCUAGAACUUUGAGAAGUUCUAGAACUUAAAAUGAGUUCUUUACCUUGUGCUCUAGGCUUCAGGAUGCUGGAGGCAUUCAACCUGACAGAGAAGACCUAUGGUUAUAUCAAGGGAGUGUCUAUGGAACCUGGCUCCUUUAACAGCUACACAGCCUACAGACUCCAUAAGAACUCCUUCCUGACCCAGCCCACCACGUGAGUCUGAGAGACCAUUGUUUAUUUCCCAAAAUCCCCAGGUUUUCCAGAAAUCCUGUUUGGAGGAUUCCCGGAAUCAGGAGGGAAUUAUCAGGAAAUCGAGAAUCCUCCAACCAGGAUUUCUGGAUAACCUGUGCAAUUUGUGAAAGUUACUGGAAUUUUACAACUCUAUCAUUGUCUCUGGCUUUGAAUGGUAAAUGAUUGUGUUUGUACACUGCAUGGCCAAAAGUAUGUGGACACCUGCUCGUCGAACAUCUCAUUCCAAAAACAUGGGCAUUAAUAUGGAGUUGGUCCCCCCUUUGCUGCUAUAACAGCCGCCACUCUUCUGGGAAGGCUUUCCACUAGAUGUUGGAACAUUGCUGUGGGAACUUGCUUCCAUUCAGCCACAAGAGCAUUAGUGAGGUUGGGCAUUGAUGUUGGGCGAUUAGGCCUGGCUCGCAGUCGGCAUUCCAAUUCAUCCCAAAGGUGUUCGAUGGGGUUGAGGUCAGGGCUCUGUGCAGACCAGGCAAGUUCUUCCAUACCGAUCUCGACAAACCAUUUCUGAAUGGAUCAAAGCUUUGUACACAGGGGCAUUGUCAUGCUGAAACAGGAAAGGGCCUUCCCCAAACUGUUGCCACAAAGUUGGAAGCACCGAAUUGUCUAGAAUGUCAUUGUAUGCUGUAGCGUUAAGAUUUCCCUUCACUGGAACUAAGGGGCCUAGCUCGAAACAAUAAAAACAGCCAUAGACCAUUAUUCCUCCUCCACCAAACUUUACAGUUGGCACUAUGCAUUUGGGCAGGUAGCAUUCUCCUGGCAUCCACUAAGCCCAGAUUUGGCCGUCAGACUGCCAGAUGGUGAAGUGUGAUUCAUCACUCAAGAGAACGAGUCCAAUGGCGGCGAGUUUUACACCACUCCAGCCGACGCUUGGCAUUGCUCAUGGUGAUCUUAGGCUUGUGUGCGGUUGCUCGGCCAUAGAAACCCAUUUCAUGAAGCUCCCGACGAACAGUUCUUCUGCUGACGUUGCUUCCAGAGGCAGUUUGGAACUCAGUAGUGAGUGGUACAACCGAGAACAGACUAUUUUUACACGCUACACGCUUCAGCACUCGGCGGUCCCGUUCUGUGAGCUUGUGUGGCCUACCACUUCGAGUCUGAGCCAUUGUUCAUCCUAGACAUUUCCACUUCACAAUAACAGCACUUACAGUUGACCGGGGCAGCUCUAGCAGGGCAGAAAUGUGAUGAACUGACUUGUUGGAAAGGUGGCAUCUUAUGACGGUGCCACAUGAAAAGUCACUGAUCUCUUCAAUACGGGCCAUUCUACUGCCAAUGUUUGUCUAUGGAGAUUGCAUGGCUAUGUGCAUGGCUAUAUACACCUGUCAGCAACGGGUGUGGCUGAAAUAGCCGAAUCCACUAAUUUGUAGUGUAUGUCUGCACUGCUUUUGUGAGCUAAUGGAUUUAAGGGAUAAUUUAGUUGCAGCACAAAGCCUGCCAGCAUCCACUGUAGAUCUAUGGUGAAUUACAUAUAAUUAACUUGCCCUUAGGCAACCAUGCUGGAAGACAUUAUCUCAAAACCAUACUUAGUUGAGCAGGAUUUGUUUACAUGUGCCUAAUUAUUCCAUAUGCUGUGACUGACUGUGUCGUGGCUUGAUCGACCUUUGAAGGAAAGCCUCAUCUCCAGUAGCAUUUGGUCUGCAGAAUAACGGCAUCAAUGCUGUUUAGGGUUACGGAAUUCCAGUAAUACCAGAUUCCAGGAAUCUUCUGUAAAACUAGGACAUUUGGGAAAAGUUACCGUCAUUUUGUAAUUUAAGUAAUAGAAUUUCCUAAUACUAUUUGUUCAGAUUAUAAUGAUAGUCUCUGUCUCUGAAACUUGUCUCCGCUCAAAUCGAGGAAGACUGAGGAGAUGGAGGUCAAUGUAGGGAACGCAGCCGUUAAGAAAUGACUUGUUUUUAAACGUUACCUUUUUGUGGGCCUUUGCCAUGCAGUAAAAACUGUAUUAACGUUGGUUUGGCACUUGGAGAUGACACGUCUUGCUCAACUAUGUUCAGACAAACUGUUAGACCCCGUUCCACUCUAAACUAGGUCAAUCAAUUUACGAUGUCCUGUUUAUUUGCUUGUGAUUGGCUUACCCAACAGGUCUGAACAUGUCAGAAUAUGGACAGCCCUUAAACAAUGUUCUAGCUCAAUCUGAAGUUCUGGCAUACUGCUGGGUUCACUCAGCCCAUGUAGCUCCGAGACAUCCAACUACACUGUCUAUCUCCUACAUCUCUAAGAUUUAUCAGCCGCACAGUAGGCCUGUGAAGUACUGAAUAUCUCCAGUCAUCUUAACCUUCCACACCAGAGUUUUACCUCUGCUUUCGACUCUAUGGAACAACAUCAGCCACAUCACAGUGCUUCAUAGGCAUAGAGUAAUACUGUACACAUGUAUAUUAAUGGUGAAUUGAUUGUGUAUUUUGUCAUUUUUUUAAUGGUCAGUCUUAUUGUUGGGGUUGUGUGGGGGUUUGAACAGAGAGAUCCACCCAGACGGACUACCUCACUCCUACACUAUCAUCAUGAUGUUCCGUCUCCUCCCGGACACACCCACCGAGGCCUUUGACAUCUGGCAGGUGUCCACCAAGGAUAACAAGCCUGAAGUCGGGGUCACCAUUGAUCGUAAGGCUCUCUAGCGCUUCUUCUUUGACUUGGGUUUAAUGGUUGGGGAUUUGAAGGACUGAGGAUAGAGGGUUACAAUAAGGGUUACAAGAGGUUACUGGGGCUGCAUCCUAAAUGACCCCCUAUUCCCUACAUAAUGCACUACUUUUGACCGGAGCCGUAUGGACCCUGGUCAAAAGUAGUACACUUCAUAGGGAAUAGGGUGCCAUUUGUGACACAGCCAUAGAGGAAGAGGAAGUAGUGUUUUGUGAGGAGGAGAUAUCAUAUCCAGCAGCUGUAGAUAUAUUAAUGUGGUUCUGUCUGAUAUUCUCUCAUGGGAGCAGUGAAUGGAUCAUAAUGGGCUCCAGAGGCCAGGGCUGCUUUGGUCUCCCUCAGUAACCACACUCACCCUCCUCCAGCUCCAGCAUCCUGUAUAAGCUAUGUUCAGCUGGCCUUUAUAAAGCCCCAACCAUGUUGUUUGUGAUGCAGCUUUCACAAAGCAUAUCGGCUUGUGCUUUAUGAUAAACUGCCCAUUGGUGAUAAUGGUAUUGGAGUCCUGUUUCUAGUUUAGGAGCUUUGCAUGACACCAAGUCCUAAUGCGACGUUGGAGAGCUAUCUGUAACCUCUUUCUUUUCUCUCUCCAAACUUGUUUUUCUCUUUUCAGCUUCCAGCCAAACAAUUUCAUAUUAUAACAAGGAUACGAGGGGGGAGAUCCAGAGGGUCACAUUCGACAAUGAUCAAGUGAAGAAAAUCUUCCAUGGAAGCUUCCACAAGGUAAACCCUGACUGUCUGUCUGCGUGACUGUUGGGAUUGGAGGAAUAUACUGGGUGUAGUGAAGUUAAUGGCUAGAUUAUAUAACAUUCGGGCUUGGCAACUGGACUGGAGUUAUGGUACAUCAAUCACAGUUGGCUCCUUUGUUCUUGCUGUAAGCUUGCAUGUCCUGAGGAUACACAGAUAAUGAGAAGGGAUACCUGGCAUUCCUAAUACAUUAUAUAUUACAGGAGGUGUACCUCUGAUAGAGCUACAGACAUGUGUUCUGCAGAACAGUGUCUGCUCAUGCAAACAGAUGGUCUUUGGCUGUAAGUUGUAUAAACCCCAAUGUUACAUGAUACAUAGAUUGACGUUAUUGAUGGUAAUCAAAUCCUCUCAAAGUAAUCAAGUGAUAGAAGUGGCCAUUGAUCUUUACCAGUUUGUUUGGACUUUAAAGCUAAUCAAAUGACUGGUUCAUGCUAAGCUGAAGUGGUCAUGUUUGGUCCAGCUCCAACUCCACAUUGGGCUCUAAUUCGAUGGUUGUUGGUUUCCAAGAGAAACUAAGUGGGGCAGAGAAAUCAGCCUCUAUUGGCAUAUUUGAUCUCUUGGAUUAGUGCAUUAAGUGAGUUGUAGCCGGAGGGAGGGAGACCACUAAAGAUUAACCAUAGGCAGUCUGUGUAUACUCUGUGUAUUAAGAGCAAUAUGGAAGCACUCCCCGCUGGUACUUACUGGAGUUUCCUAACCACUGGAAUGCGUCAUCUACCUUAAGGUCAGAGCAGUGUGCUCAUAGGGGCUGUGGACGUAGUCAUUUAACAACCCUAUCGCAAACGUUCACUAGAAUCUAUAAGUCCUUUUGCGGAGACCAUUAAAAUGUACUGCUAGUCGCUGCUGGCGUGGUAGCCUGGAAAAUAUUGGGUCACUGCUAUAACUAUUAAACAAUUACAUCAGAGAGGCAGUGGAAUGCCAGGCUGGGGGGAGGUUUUUCUGCCUGCCUUCCUCUCUCUCUCUUUCUCUCUUUCUCUCUCGCCAUCCCAUUUUUGGCUCUGCUGCAGUUUCUCUGCCUGGAUGUUGGAUGCAAUCCUUGCCUCUGUUGCCUCUGGUAGCCGACCGCAGGGGAAUUCUCGCCGUUGCUGUAGGGGCGGUGACUCUGUUCUGUGGUUUACCUCCCAGCAUGGUUAUGUAUGCUGGAUCUGUCCUUGUGUUCCAGCAUGGUUAUGUAUGCUGUAUCUGUCCCAGUGUUCCAGCAUGGUUAUGUAUGCUGGAUCUGUCCUUGUGUUCCAGCAUGGUUAUGUAUGCUGUAUCUGUCCCAGUGUUGUCCUGCUGGGCUCAGAGUGAGAUCCAGUGCCAGAUAGAGCUGAUUCUACUGGUAAAGCCUGUCUGUCUCACCAGCCAUGUCACCUUCACCAGAUGGCACAUGACAGAAGACUAGGGCUGCACCCUAUUCCCAUAUAUAGUGCACUACCAACUACCAAACACAUAUAUUUUGACCCAUAGGGCCCUGGUCAAAAGUAAUGCUCUACGUAAGGAAUAGGGUGCCAUUUGGAAUGCAGCCUAGGCAAUUUACAGCUCCCACUGGGGACAGGAUCUCAACCACACUUCUCACAGUGACAGACAGACAGUAAUGAGUAGGGAUUGAGUACUGUAAGCGCUUUUCACUUGUAAUUUCCCUCAGUCAGUAUAGCGGUUGAAACUUUCCUUUGUAGAAUGCACAUGUAUUUUUAAGAGGUAGAUGACUGUGUCAGUUACAGAGCUGGUGACUUAUAAAUCAUAGUCCUCUCUACCUGCUGCCAACAUGUGCAGCAUAAACAAACAUGAUUUAGACGGGUUAGCUUGAACCCAGACUCUCACUCCCUUAUUUGAUUGAUGUCCUGGUUUGUUUUCAUAGUCAUCUCUGGCAGGUUUAGGAAAGUGUUGUGUGGUGAGGAGGGCUAUGGGCUUUUAAACAGCCGGGUUGCACUGCUUCACCACAAGGUUGAUUUACCUCGACCUAAGCAGUCAGGAAAUAGCUAAUUCAGCAUUUGAAAAGUCUUAGUUACCGGCAAUGACACAAAACUCCCUAAAAUGGGUUUAACAGAUGUGCUCUAAAUAAAGAAUUGGGAGCCUCCUGUGUGUUUAUUGAGUUAAAAUACAAUUCCAUUCUAUCAGCCAGUAAAAAAAAUCCUCACUGCUACUACUGUAUAAACCACAUGUUUACAAACUUUUCUUGCCCAGGGACCCCCGCCCAGGCAAACCGACGACCCAGGAACCCCCAUCAUAUCUUAGCAGAAAACAAAUAUCACGUCUUGUUUUAUUAUCAGGUGAAUGAUGAUGGCAAGUAGAAGUAAUCAACAUUUUAAAAUGAACAGAUUUGGUAGACAGUUUCAUUAUUUUGACCUCCCCACACAGUUCAUUGGAAGAGGAAGUGUAAACUCUAACACAGUCUAUUAGCUAGACAGGUAAAGGUAUCUUGGCGGCAUAGAGAAAAUCUUACUGUUGUAAAGCUCAUUUUCUGAAAUUCCAAAAAUAAAUCCUCAAACAUUAGAACAAAAUCAACAGGCAUUCAAAGUUUCAGAUAUUUUUUUAUAACCCAACCCUGAUCUGUACUUCUCCACAUCUUUGUCCCUGACCUGUUUGGAGAGCUCCUUGGUCUUCAUGGUGCCGCUUGCUUGGUGAUGCCCCUUGCUUAGUGGUGUUGCAGACUCUGGGGCCUUUCAGAACAGGUGUAUAUGUACUGAGAUCAUGUGACAGAUCAUGUGACACUUAGAUUGCACACAGGUGGACUUUAUUUAACUAAUUAUAUGACUUCUGAAGGUAAUUGGUUGCACCAAAUCUUAUUUGAGGGCUUCAUAGCAAAGGGGGUGAAUACAUAUGCACGCACCACCUUUCCGUUAUUUAUUUUUUAGAAUUUUUUGAAACAAGUUAUUUUUUUGAUUUCACUUCACCAAUUUUGACUAUUUUGUGUAUGUCCAUUACAUGAAAUCCAAAUAAAAAUCCAUUUAAAUUACAGGUUGUAAUGCAACAAAAUAGGAAAAACGCCAAUGGGGAUGAAUACUUUUGUAAGGCACUGUAUGUUGCAGCUAGCAAAAAAUAUAUAUAUACAAAAAUCGCGGACCCCCUUCAGUACCUAUUUGGUACAAUAUGCAGACAGUCUGUAACCCAGUUUGAAAACCCCUGGUCUAAACCAGCUCUAGUUUCCUGUUUCCGAUGACAGUUUGAAUGCUUUGUUCUCUCGCCAGUAACCCUUUCUUUCAACUGAGAUUACUGGAAGCAUACAGUAGAUUUAGCAGACCCUCAGGAAUCAAACUCUAAAGCAUUUUCUUAAACCAUGAUUGAUAGUAGUUAGGAAUUAACUUAAAUGUCCAUAAAGAUGAUAAAUGAGUGUUGACAUACCCUGACAGUAUGGACUCUGCUUUUCACCAUGCUGAACGUAUCAACCGUUUAAUUCAUUAUCAAAAACCAUUGUCUUGUGUUUGGAAAAUACAAUAACAUUUAAUGCAUAUUGUACCAAAUAAUACUAAAAUAAAGGCAUAUGGAUUUCAUGGAAGCUUGAGUCAGUGAGCAAAACGCAAACCAUAUGUAGUCCAAAUGGAUAGAGAACACCCAAGACUUGUGAAUGAAAAGGCUAAUACGUGUUAGACGAUGGUAAGCGUCAUGUCAGAGAGAGCGAGAGAGGACAUGGUCAUAUGAUGGUAGAAGGUCUGGCAUUGGGAGGAACCGUGUAAUCUGUCCCAGUGACUGACCAGAGGUCAAGGGAAACCCCAACAUCUGUAACGUGGACGUCACAUCAGUGAGCUCACUGGGAAUGCCAUCUUUAACUGUGCUGCCUGCUGCACGCCACAUUUUUACCAAGACAGGGAAACCUCGGCCAAGGGUUUGCCUUUUCGUCACAAUAGCGUCUUGGUAUCCAUUUUCUUAGGGUUGAAGGUUUUGUGUGUCUGAUUUUUGAUGGGUGACAAGGUGUUUGGUUGUAUUGCUCUUUAUGAAUCGCUCAGUCAGAGUUAUUAAACUGGAGACAGUCUGAGGCUGCAUAGAGCAUUCCUAGAGGUGCUGAAUUUCUUCUUCACUUUAGAGAGCUGAUGAUGAUGUAAUUUCCUUCAGCCGAGUUGCUUUCUCACAGUACCUUUACCUUAUUUACCCUCUUGCCAUCCAAAAUAGACUCACAAUUGCCAUAAAUUGCUGAGCGUGCUCCGCUGUCUGUCUGCACACUCUCCCAGAAGAAUCUUGACAUAUGAGUUUCCUCUGCUAGUGGUCGGCUAAACAUAGCUGUACAUUUGUUGACCACAAUGAAUUAAACAGUGUGUGGUUGUCAAACCUCUGGGGCUGACUCCAUAGCUUGGUACAGGAACAUUUUGCAUGCUCAGUAAGAAUGUGGUUACUGGGCUACAGUUGAACUCCCCAGAACAGCAGCUAGCCUCCAAACGCAUGGCAAUAGAGCAAAAGAGUUCAAGGGAGCAGUUCUUCUGUCGCACCACAAAACAACAUCAUCAGAAGAUGUGGUGAGGGAGAUCUGAGUAAGGACUAGCAACAUAGUGUGUACAUUGACUCUGUGAAACAUAGUGGUGGAAAGACUCAUCCUUGGUGUACACCACAUCACUUUAACCCCAUCACCGCAAGUAAGUGAGACAGAUGAAUGGAUGUCGGUGCUCUGUAAAUCAGUAGGCAAAACAGCUGAUCCGGUAUUUCCUACUGUGUUCUACCACACUCGAUUAAUCUUACUGAUGAUAUGACAUGCUAUAUGACUAAUAUUAUGUAAUUAACAGUGAAUGGAGAUGACAUCGAUGGAAAUAAUGAGAAAUCACCAUUUUGGUGAUUAUCUUAUCCUGAGUGCACUUUUAGGAUACUGUACAUCCUCAGAACACAUUGAAAUAAUUUUGGUGUGCUGCUCUCGUUAUUGUACUCUGGCCUAUCUCUUUUGGAGAGAUUCAAUGAACAACACAUCAAUGAACAAAUACACCCUGUGUCUUUCUGUGCUCUGUUGCCAAACCCAGAUAACCCAAUGAUUUGCAAUCUUAGGAUAGAUAGCAGACGGUCCUAGACGAAAGUAUGUCCUGGACAAAGAAUGUAACAACUCUCAAUCUUUUCUCUCUGCAGCUCCACAUCCUUGUUUCCCCCACCAAUGUCAAGCUGAACCUCGACUGCCAAGAGGUGGCGGACAAGGAGAUUAAGGAGUCUGGAAACACAUCCACGGAUGGCUAUCAAGUUCUUGGCAAAAUGUCCAAGUCCAUCAGCUCCAAGGGAGAAUCUGCAACUGUAAGUGAACUGUCAUACAACAUCAAAGGAUAUGGACCUACAAGCCUACUAGCAUGUCGGUUUUAGUGCCCCUGUGUAUCUAAGUGUUGUUAUGACAGGAGGAAGCUUUGAAGCUCACUCCCUCCAACACAGUGCACCCCAAAUGGAAUGUGCCUAAGUUAUACUUAUCUGAUGAUCUGCGGGCUCUCUGUCUGCAUGUUCUCCUUGUUUUCUUAUUUUGUGUUUUGGGAUCCGGAGGAAGUAUGUAAAUGUCCUUUUUUUCCUGUUCCACAGUUCCAGCUCCAGAUGUUUGAUAUAGUGUGCACCCUUGGCUGGACGAGCAGAGACAGAUGCUGUGACCUUCCAUCUAUGGUGAGUAAAAGGAGCCUCAGUGGACCUCUGCUGAAAUUUCCCCAAGGUACAGAUCUAGGAUCAGCUUCCUCUCCCCCAAUCCUAACCUUAACCAUUAGUGGAGAAAAUGCUAAACUAAUCCCAGAUCAGCGACUAGGGGCAACUUCACCCUACACCUGGACCUCGCUGGAGGGGAGAGGCAGGUGGUACAAUUUAACAGGCUGCAAAACAAGCUCUGAGCAGUCUGUAAGCAUCUUCACUGACCCAAAUCUAUAGUCCUCUUGACACCUGUUGAGCCUCUGAGUAUGUGUGUGUGCUUUUGGCCUGGCAUGAGUGUCCGUGACUGAGAUCAAGUCCAAUUGUGUGUGUGUGCACAUGUGCGUAUUAGACACAUGCUUCCAAUACAUCUUGCUUGUCUCAUCUUUUAACACGGCAGUAAACAAAUGCAUAUCCAUCUGCUUUAGGACAUGCUUACAUCAUCCUGAACACGUGAGGAGGAACAAUGGGAAAACAAGCCUGUAUUUUAUAAGCCGUGUCUUGGAUUCUAAUGCUGUCCUGAUAACUUGUAUAACAGAUGCAGUAAAAGUGAAACUGCAUCCCUAGAAAUCUGAUUCCCAAUGGUCAAAUCAUGUGCAGACAGAAAGCUUAGGAUAUUUCACUCAACGAGCAGCUAAGCAUGGCAUGAUUGUGUUUAAAUGGCCCUGCUGCAGCUUCAAACACUGAUUGGCCCCAGAGCCCGGGCAGUAGGCGGAGAAGCAACGACUAUCGACUGUAAAGUCAUCACAACUUUGAACGGCCUUCAACAAUACCUACAUCCAACAGAAAACAAUGCCAAGCUGUCAAGACAAUGCCCCUGUUUGAUCUGGACUUUCUCACUUUAGUCCCGCCAGAGAUAUCCAAGAACACACCUCUGUUUCAACAAAUCAGAGCUGCACAAUCACUGUUGGUUGGACACCCAGAAUGUUUUUUUAAUGUGUUUCAUGUCUUUUGGGUAGGGCUUUCAAUAAUAAAUCAAUAACAGGCUGUCCAGUGUUUACAUGAUUGUUGCAUGCCAACACAUCUGCCUGAUUAGAGUUGUUCUAUUGAAAUAUUGCUCUUAUGUAGUGAGCAUGUACUUGAUCAGUUUGUCUUCCUUGAGAUAUACAGUGCUACUGGUACUAACUAAUAACAUCUAAUCAAUCAAAAUAAGCCAUAUUAUCCUGUAACCUCCUGACCCUUCGUCUGCUUACAUUUACAUUACAUUUCGGUCCUUUAGCAGACACUCUUAUCUGGAGAGACUUACAGUCAGUAAGUCUGUAAAUCUGCUUGCAUAAGACUGGCUGAGAGGAUUACCUGUAGCUUUAGCAGUAUCUCUGCAGACUCACAGAGGACUGGGUCUGUGUUUUAGCCCAACUCCUUCUAGUUAUCUCAGCUCACCACUUCUCUUUGUCUGUUCCCUCCCCUGUUAUCAGAGAGAGGAGUCCAAGUGCCCGUCCCUCCCCAACGCCUGCACAUGCACCUCAGAGAGCACAGGACCCCAGGGAACACAGGGGGCAGUGGUAAGGACCAGAUACACCCACUACACUCUCUAUUUGUCUCCAAAUGGCACUCUACUCCCUAUUUAGUGCACUACUUCUGGUCAGGGCCCAUAGGGCACUAUAUAGGGAAUAGGGUGCCAUUUGGGAUGCACUUUCCUUCCAUCUCUAUACUGCAGGCCAGGGGUUCUAGUGAACUCAUUGAUCUGCCGAUUGAAAAUAAUAUUUUUGACACAUUUUUAUUUAUGUACUGUACAUUUGACUCUAACGUUCAUUCAUUAUGUAGGACUGACUGUACACUGCACAGUAAAAGUUGGCUUGUAUUUCAUUUUAAAAGGGCAAACCAGAAGGAAACUACAGUUAUGAUUAUGAAGCCCCCAGGGAGGGAGCAUCCAUCCUGAGUAUGGGUCUGGUCUUCUGGACACUCCUCUCUGUCACUGUGUUAACUUGACAAAUGAUCUUUCUUCACCAGGGCGCACCCGGUAGCAAAGGUCCCCGGGGUGAAAGAGGAGAGACUGGCCCGGCUGUAAGUACCUCACUAACCUCACCUCUCAGAUUCCCUCUUUAGGACAGAAGUUUUCUUUUUUUUCCUUUUUUGUUUAGGGGGUAGAUCAGCUUUAAUAUUGCAGAUAGAUUGUAACUUCCAUCAAUGUAAUUGUCUGCAUCACUUCCAAUCCCCCAUAUGUUUUUUCCCCACAAAUAUAUAUAUAUAUACAUAUACAUACAUACACAUACAUACAUAUAUAUAUACAGUACAUAUCCUUAAAAAAUAUAUAUUUUCCUUUAUUACUUUCCAACCCCACAACCCCUCCCCUAAUUGGAGUAAACUAGUGACUGCAGGGUUACCUUUUAAAGUCAUAACCGACGGCAGGCAAGUCAUAAAGUGGUCAAGGCAUUUGACACCAUUUGGAGAAUGUGGGAAAUUGGAGUCUCCUUAAAGCUUUUCUGCUCUUGAUGAAAACUGAGAACUGUUUACAGUUUCAUGGCUUUGAAGGGGAAGAAACACAUCUGAAUUCACUUAUUAGGAGUAUGUUAGUCUUCUCAACAAUUGAGGGAGGCUCUGUUUGACAGUGUAGGCAUUCCACGGUUUCUGGUGCCUUCUUCCAGAGAUUGCAACAGUAGCAGAUUUUCAGUCUGGAGAUCUCAAUAGCAACAUUCUUUCCAGCUCUAAUUGAUUCUUAUCUCUUGUCUUUGUUUCUCUGAUAGGGUCCAAUUGGACCGCGUGGAGAUACAGGAUUGCCAGGACCUAUGGGUCUGCCCGGCCCUCAAGGACCUAGCGGGCUGUCUAUUCCAGGAGAAGCCGUGAGUCUCACUCUUACACUGAACACUCCACGCUCACACAUUCCACAUGCCACAUACACUCCCUUCUCCCCAGCCACAGGCAAUGCUGCUGCGCAUGGCUCAUUUCCAGCAGUUACACGUAAAUCCCACGAUGCCCCCACACACCAAAUAGGGAUCAUUUUGUCCAAUUAUUAUGUAAGGAAUUUACAAGCUGCGGAGUAAUUGUGGCAGAGGCCUGUUGAGCCUGCAUUUCUUCAUGUCUAGGGAUACGUGAUAUCUGACUCCUUUAAACCAGCCUAAUCUCAAUGCAGCUACAUAAAUCUCCACUGGGAUUUCCUUCGCUGAAAAGCACCCAAACUCAAUAUAAAUGUUUCUCCACUUCUUCGCUAAAAAAGGGCAUUACCAUUAGACUGUUCAGACAUCAACAAUACACUUCGACACAUCUCGCACAGAACUCUCAUCACAGCGUGUUUACCUUGGGUUAAAGACAGAUUGGCACAACACAUUUUCUUAGAUCUGUCACCCAAAGGUUAGUGAGUGUUGAGUUUGGAGGAAGUAUUAUGUUGUUAUCCACUGAGUGUGAAUGUGUUUUUCCCUCCACUGUUUCAGGGCCGCCAAGGACCCAAAGGAGAAGCUGGUGAUUCUGGGCUACCUGGACAGAAAGUGAGUGCUGCUUUGGCUCACCGCCCCGGCUGUGGUUUAGAACAGGAAAUCAGGGAUAAUUCACAGGGUACAGAUAUGCUGCUACUCUGCCCUCUCUCCAUGUGGCAAGCCACAGACAAUAUUUCAUAUGAGGAGAACUCACAAAGAGGCAGUAACUAAAAACAGGUUGAGAUUCCCAAAUUUGGAUUUAAUCUUUCUUGUAGUCAAGUGGAAAACAAAUCACCUUGAUAUACAAUGCCUCUUCACCAGAGGCUUCUGGUUAGGCCGUGCACAUUAGGCCUUCCUCUUUGUGUCAGUUGAACUAUGGUGCAUACAAAGCUGAUGAGGUGAUAUAGAAUGGAAGAAUGGAAAGAGAGAUCCUCUGAGAUGGUUUCCAUUAAACUCACAAAUCAAAUCAAAUUGUAUUGGUCACAUACACGUGUUUAGCAGACGUUAUUGCGGGCGUAGCGAAAUGCUUGUGUUUCUAGCUCUGACAGUGCAGUAAUAUCUAACAAGUAAAAGCUAACAAUUUCACAACAUAAGUGUGAAACAUAACGCCACAAACAAAUAGCCCCCUCCAGUCCUCAUACAUAAAAUGGCAUCUUUUGUAUUUCUAGAAAAAGCCUGCCCCUUUUAUUUACUGAUAAAAAGGAGAAGCCUCUUUUGUGUCUACAAGUAAACUCAGAGUACUUCUAUGCAGAGUCAAAUGGAAAGCAAGCCUUCCCCCUCCCUACAAAAAUGUUACCUCAGUUCAGAAUUCAUGCAGGUUUGUUGAUGCCACAAGACACUGGAGAAUGAAUUACCAAGUGGUGAACUUGGUCCCGUGUGGCUCAGUUGGUAGAGCAUGGCGCUUGCAACACCAGGGUUGUGGGUUCGAUUCCCACGGGGGACCAGUACAAAAAAAAAAAAAAAUGUAUGAAAAUGUAUGAGCUCACUACUGUAAGUGUCUGCUAAAUGACAAAAAUGUGAAAAAUGUGAACCCACAACCCAUCGCUAAAAUGGAUUGUGGGUAGUGUUUGCAGGUGACCGUGAUAGAACAGAAGAAAUAGCAACAUGCAUUUAAUGACUUGCAGAGUAUGCAGUCCUGGUUUAUAAUGGCCAAUAAAACGGAUCUGGAAUAUAUUAUGUUCCCUGUAAAUCGUUUGCCAAAGCAUCAAAGGCGAGAGAGGAUUGACAAUAAAUAAAAGUGAGCAGGGUUUCAGAGAAAAUUAGAAAUAAAAAGGAGAUUUACUGUUUGACACACAGAAAACUAGCGGUUAAACAAACUGGUUUGAGUUGGUUGGUCAAAGGUACGUGACCUGUGUUAAUGUGAGCUGUGAGGAAAAAAGAAAGUCCAGCUCUGACGUGGGUUGUGUUUCCGCCUUUUUUCCCAGGGUCCACCUGGGGUAGCUGGGACCAUCGGCCCAAUCGGACCUGCUGGACCGAGGGUGAGUCAAAUCAAUGGGCCAUUGUCUAAAGAUUACACAAUGUCUGUCAAAUGAACUAGAUCCCAUCAGCUCAACUUGUUUAACUCUAUUGUCUGUGUGUUGUGAAUGCAGGGACCCCAAGGAAAGGAAGGACAGGCCGGAUCCAGAGGUCCAACAGGACCAAUGGUAUGCUCAGACAAAAUACAGUCAGGGAGAUAAAUAAAUGUAACUGUCAAACUCAGCCUCUCCUAAACUAAAGAAGUUUCUUGAGUGUAAUCUGAGUGGUUAUUUUGUUUGUUUCACUGUAUCUGAUUUGUUCCGUUGUUUGUGUCACUGUAUUGAUUGAUUGUUUUAUUUGCAAGUAAAAAAAUAUACAUACACAAUGUACAUACAUUUUAAAAAUAGGGAUAAAACAAAGUAAAUGACUUCCCAUUGUGGUCCCUUCAAGUGCAUGGUGCAAUACAUGUAUUUGAUUGGUUAUUUUGUUCUUGUCACUAUUCAGGGACCUCCUGGAUCUCCUGGAAUGCCUGGGGCUUCAGGAAAACCAGGAAAGCCUGGUGACACAGGUGUUCCGGUAAGCAUCUAUCUCACCAAAUCUCAUAUACAGAUCUGUAUGUCAUGCAAACCACUGAAAGGCAAAGUUGUUGCGUCACACAGUACAUACAUCUGUGUGCAGUGAGAUGUAACGGCCUUGUAUUUACAUUUUAUUUCAGGGAGCCAAUGGUAUUAAAGGGGACAGAGGAGAGAGAGUGAGUGACAUCUCCAUGGUUCUAGCUUCAUGUUUUGAACCUGAGUAAAUCUCAGUAAGUCAUGCAUAUUCAUCACAAGCCUUCCUCUCUGUUUGUUUCUAGGGUGACUUUGCUCCUCAGAACAUGAUGCGAUCCAUUGCCAGACAAGUGUGUGAGCAGAUAAUAAAUGGUGAGUGGGCCUUUUUUCAGCACUAAAUGUGUAAGUAGCUCUUUCACCAGAGAGAAAUCAAAGUCCUAGCAGAGUCUGCCUUUCAUGAAAUGUCUGUUGCCUACUCAAUGUUUGUGUUUAUCAUUGUUUUUCAGGACAAAUGAGUAGAGUCAAUUCCAUGCUGAACCAGAUUCCUAGCGGUUACCGUAGCAGCAACAACCCAGGUCCCCCCGGACCCCCUGGGCCCAGCGGUAACCAGGGUCCCAUUGGAGAGCCCGGACAGACAGGCAGGAAUGGAUUCCCAGGAAGUCCAGGACAACCUGGCCAGCAAGGCGAGAGAGGUACGUCGUCCGGAUGUCCAUGACUGUCAGCAGCCCAAGAUUUCCCCUAUGUUUGACUAAUAAUGCUGUUUAUCAAUAGGUCUAGCUCUGGUGUGUCAAUCUCAAUUCCUGGACGGCAGUAUGUCUGCGGAUUUUCUCUCCCUUGUACUUCAUUGGUCAAGUAAUUGAUUAAUCAUUGAAUAGUUAGGAACUCCCCUCACCUAGUUGUCACCUAGGUCUUACUUGGACACGAAUUGAAAGGAAGCAACAAAAACCAACAUACACAUGGGUCUCCAGGAAUUGGCACCCCUGGCCCAGCUGUUCAAUAUCAGUAGGCCUAACUAGAGUGUCUUGCUGUGUGGAAUCAGAAGAUAAUCGAUCAUAUUGUCACGGUUGGAACAAAGACUGGACAUUUUUCCAUAGACAUACAAUUCUGUCUUAGAAUUGCUGCGAUAACAAUGGAAUGAAGCCUUCACAGACUUUUCCAAAGUCUCAUGUUCACAAAAUAUUCCAUUCAUCUCAGUGGUUCUGCCUGUAUUUCUGUGUGUCUUUACAUAGGCCUUUCUCAGACUGUUUUCAGUGGCUUGAAUACAUGAAUAUUUAAAUUCCUGUGCACUCAUAGUGGUUGCAUUAGGCUUUUCUCUUUUAGUGUGUGUCCUUGUCUUUGUCUGCUGUGAGUGAUUAUCUAUGUUUGUUUCCCAGGCCCUGCAGGAGAGAAGGGUGAUCGAGGGACAGCAGCAGUCGGACAGAGAGGACAAAGAGGACCACCUGGUUAGUUUCACAUUUUUGCUCCAGAUCUACAACAAUCCAGUCUUUGUCUUUUGUCCUGCAUUGCGCCCCAUCUGAGUCUUAAUAGCAAUACCUAUCCCAUUCCAUGAGGGUGCUCAUUCAUUAAGGUUAAUCUCUCAGAGUGAUUGGCAUUGCGUCAUAUUCUUUGGUAGAAUCUGGGGAAAUCAAUCAUUACUUUACUUUAGCUGAAGUAAUGGGGGGUCAUUCUGGCCACGUCUCUCUUUGUAAGCUGGAUGUGUCACUAUGAAUUGAACCAUUUCUCCCAGUUCAAAUCUCCUUAGCUGUAACUACAGGCUGCUAAACCAAGCGUUGCUCAGCUCAGAGGUGUUGCCUGAAGCAAUGCUGGGGCAGCUGUGUUUACCAACACUGCCAUCCAGCAUUUUCCCAGUUGAACACUCUACCUUCUAGGGGUUUUAUGUUGCCUUUGUGUAUGAGGUGUUCGUACACACAGAUGUUGAAAUACAUUUUCUAUUCACACUGCGGUAAACAUGAAUUGCAGCACCUGAAGAUAGGCAACAUCCAAACUCUAUAACACCUCAUGGUUUCGAACAGUGUCAGUUCAAAGUGAAAGCAAAGGACGGCAGUUACAGACCAAAAGAGUGAGAGAGGUUUAUGCAGUGGUGGAAAAAGUACUCAAUUGUCAUACUUGAGUAAAAGUAAAGAUACCUUAAUAGAAAAUGACUUAAGUCAAAGUGAAAGUCACCCAGUAAAAUAUUACUUGAGAAAAAGUCUAAAAUUAUCUGGUUUUAAAUGUACUCGAGUACAAUUGUCAUACUUGAGUAAAAGUAAAAAGCAAAAGUAAAUGCUAUACAUCAAAUUCCUUAUAUUAUGCAAACCAGACAGCACCAUUUUUACAGACAGACAGGGGCACACUCCAACACAGACAUCAUUUACAAGUGCAGUAUUUGUGUUUAGUGAGUCCACCAGAUCAGAGGCAGUAGGGAUGAAAACGCGUUAUAUUGGUAGGUUCCUGAAUUGGACCAUAUUGCUGUCCUGCCUGAGCAUUCUAAAUGUGUCAGGGAAAAUGUCUGGGAGAAAAAAGUACAUAUUUCCUUUAGAAAUAUAGUGGAGUAAAACCUGUCAAAAUUAUAAAUAGUAAAGUACAGUUACCCCCCGAAAACUUAAAAUUAUUUUUUACUUAAGUACUUUACACCACGGGUUUAUGUACAUCACAGAUUUCAUGUACCAAACAGAUAAGCAACAUCAAACUUCAUAUGGAUACUAACCAGAGUUGGUCCAUUUCAGAUGAUGUGCUCUCCUUAGUCUUCAUCCAUUCUAAUGGCUUGAGCAGUACCACAGUCAUUACAAGCUGUCACUGAUAGGACCAGUGCGCAGAGAUCAUAGAUUGAGUUCUGAAACCAGAGAUCAGACAGCGGGAUUCCCAUUGGUUUAACCGUGUAAUGGAGCUACAGCAACAGACUCCAGCCAAACCGCCUGCCAGGCCAUCCAACAAUAAUAUAAGCUUGUCUUGCCAGGGGCCGUAGAGUAGCAAUACAGGUAAUACAGCCAUCCAUUCCCAUUGUAAUUCAGCACGCUUCACUAUAGCCACCCACUCCCUCUGUAAUACAGCACACUUCACUAUAAAGCAUUGGGCUUCAAGGUCUACAAGUUCAAGACUUGGAAAGUGGUCUUGAAUCAGGGAAAAGGAUAUGCCCAGAUUACUGGGGAAGCUAGCUGAUGGUGAGUCAUUGUUCAGGGGCAUCAGAUCGAUGUGCUGAGGUCUUCCUCUCGUGGUCUCAUUCACAACACAUGUUUAAAGGACUUUGAGGACCAUGGAUGCGAGACUGAGAAAAAUUCCAAGCUUAGCUUUUAUAAACGUCUAGACGAAACAGAGGGGGAAAAAGGAUCAACGAAUAAAUCCAGGGUUUUCCUUCUUAAGUAAAAAAAAGAAAAGAAAAAAACUAUGUUCCAAACUGUUACAGAAACAGUUACUACACUUAUAGUUCCCACUGAUGUCACAGGGUGAUGACAUGCCGAUGCCUUCUGAUUGGUCGAUUGUGAUUUUUCUCUCCACAGGCCCAACAGGCGAAGCUCGGACCGGCCCUCCAGGCCCCACAGGCUCCUCUGGGCCCCGCGGUCCUCCUGGGCGCCAAGGGUUCGCAGGUAUUAGGGGCCAACCCGGCACUCCUGGCUACUGUGACUCCUCCCAGUGUGUCGGCAUUCCUUACAAUGGACAAGGAUACAGAGGUACAUAAAUGGAAAGGUUGAUGGGCAUGACAUCCUCAAUGACUGCAUGUCACCGAAGCAUGAAACAUGAGUGAAAAGCACGAGUAGUUACUACAUAGUUAUUACGUAACAUAAGUGAGUACAGUACAGACUGAUGACAAAAUUGAUAUAUUCCAGAAACGACUAUAUAUAUAUUGUGAUAAUUCAUUUAUUAACAUUUGGAGAGAAAGUAAAUAUUCCCAUACCAACUGAAGACUAACACCCCGUUUGACCUAUUUCAGGUUCACCAUAGUAAACUUUCUAAAUCGCCUGUGCUGCUUUCACUUUGAAUUCCUGAAAAAAAGUCCUGUUACUGAGAUACUUGCUCACGUGCUCUAGAGCUGUUUGAGGAUAACCACCAAAGGAUAAGAUUAACAAACUAUGUUGAGAAAGACAAGAACCACAACGAGGACCGGUACUAACAACAUUGUAGAACAACUAGAUCAAACAAGCACCGGUGAUGGCAACAACAUACUUGCCUGUUUGCAUCUUGAAGCCAAAGAACGAGCAGACAAAGACCUUCUAUCGGGUGGAAAAGCAUGUACAAACAAACAAAAACAAUACAACAACAUUAACAUGGUUACUCUUGAGGUGAUAUCUGUAAAUAAACUAAUGAUGCCUUGUAAAUGAUGUUUAAAUCACAUCCACUAAAUGUAGUUUUUAACACCUGUAGUUAUGCUUUUGCCUUGUAACCUGCUGCUUAGUGAAUGCCAACAUGAAUGCUUCUUUUUCUACCACGUCCCUAAAAGUGAUGUUUCUGUAGCCUAAACACACACAGACUGCUCAGGGCCAUAUUGAACCACGUGCCUUUUGUACCAUGUGACCUUGGAGGUUUAGCUUUUCUAUCUAUGUACACGGUAGUAGCAUUCUAAGAAUCAUCAUUCAUUCAUGCUGUAGUAAUAAUUGAUAUUCUUCCAGUACCAGAUGGUUACCUCUGUUAUGUUAUGAGGAAUAACCUCUCAAUUCCAAAACGUAUGAAUAGACUGGUGGUAGAACUCUUACUUUAUUUUUUAUAUUUUGUGUUGAUAUUUUGUAAAUGAAUGAGUUGCAGCAAAUGGCAAUGAUGAUUCUGUUAAAUGAUUGAAUCCACCCACCACUCAAACUGUACUAACAGAAAACACACUGAAUUGUUUACAAACCCUUUCUAUCAGUGCCUUUGAAAAUAACAACAUGUAGAGGUAAAUUACCACAUCCACUCAAUUGUCAUUUCACCAGUAUACUGUAAGUCCAAGCCUGAAAAGAAAACCUAACACAACAAUUCAUUUUGUGCAUGUUGAGCCUGACAUACUCUGCAAAUUACACUCAUGUUCAAUUGGCAUAAAACACUAUUUCCAACCAGACCCAUAUCCACCUGAGCCUGAAACCUACGUAGUCCCAAUACCUGAAGAAGAAGAUGACUCACAAAACGAGCGUCGAAAGAGGUCACUAUCAAGAAUGGAAUCCAAAAGUA
Coregonus sp. 'balchen' is the source of this 82223-nucleotide messenger RNA. The record is from the annotation of a GenBank genome assembly. Lineage: Eukaryota; Metazoa; Chordata; Actinopteri; Salmoniformes; Salmonidae.